GUCAUCAGCACUCUGACAUCUCUGGACCGGGAACAGAAUUUUGAGCACAGUGUCGAGGUGAGAGAUUGAGACACCUGCUUGUGAUUAAACAUGUGCAUUUUUUAUGAGAUCGUUAAAAAGGCCAGAAAUGAGAGUUUAAACUAGUCUAUAAAAGAUCCACAACGUGUGUAGUCUUGUGAAUAUGUGAUUUAUAAUACAUACAACUUUUUUAUUUCAUUUAAGUCUCUAUCAGUCCCCCAUAUCCUGCUGUUAGACUAACCCCUCUUCCUCCAUAUCCUACAGUUAGACUAACCCCUCUUCCUUCAUAUCCUUUUGUUAGACUAACCCCUCUUCCUCCAUAUCCUACAGUUAGACUAACCCCUCUUCCUCCAUAUCCUGCUGUUAGACUAACCCAUCUUCCCCCUCUUCUCCUCUCAGGUGAUAGUGUCAGACAACGGAGCCCCUGCUCUCCGCUCCACUUCUAUAGUGAUCAUCCAGGUGCUGGAUGAGAAUGACAACAGACCCCAGUUCAACCACAAGCUCUUCCAGGUCUGCUUCUGUUGGCUCUUUGGGGUUUCGGGUCAGCGUCUCAAAUGUCAUCCUUUUUCCUACAUAGGCUGCGUUUAUACAGGCAGCCCAAUUCUGAUAUUUUUCCACUCAUUUAUCUUUUGACCAAUAACAUCAGAUCUUUUAACAUCAGAUAUUUUUCAGAGAUGAUAUGAUUGGUGAAAAGACCAAUUAGUGAAAAAAAAUAUAUAUAUAUAUAUAUAUAUAUAUAUAUAUAUAUGAAUUGGGCUGCCUGUCUAAAUGCAGCCAUUGUGCACUAUUUUUGGCUGGGACGAUAUCUGGUUAAAAAUACUGCACUACUUAGGGAAUAUGAUGCCAUUCAGCCCCAUUCAGCCCCACUUACUAUUAAAGCACUUUGUGACAACUGCUGACGUAAUAAAGGGCUUUUAUAAAUAAAUGUGACUGAUUGAUUCAUUGAUUGGUUCCAGGUAAAACUACCUGAGCAACACAGGGGUCAGGGGUCAGAGCCACAGGUGGAGGUGUGCCGGAUGGUUGCCCAGGACAACGAUGUAGGGCCUAAUGCUGAGGUCACCUUCAGUCUCCAGGACAACCAGGACGAGAGGUUUGAGAUCCAUCCAGACACUGGGGUGGUGACGGCACGGGGGGACUUUACAGCAGGCAACUACAGCAUCCUCACGGUAGGUGGACAAGAUCUUAACCGCAUAGUUACAUGUUCCACAGAUCCUUCUGCUUUUCACAACCACACACAGCGGUGGAGCACUCUGUAGGACACCUGCUAUCCCUAAACAAAUACAACCACAUCUUCUUUCAUGGCUCUCAUUCACAUGGAGGGAGCGUGUAAACUUGCAUGUGAAGUUGCAUGUGAACACCAUUGGCAUGAACACCAACCCUGUCAUGUUCUCAUGUACUGUGAUGAGUAACACAAAGAUCCACACCAGCUCAAUAACACGUGCUCUCCACCCCAUCCCUUCCCUCUGUCAGAUCAAAGCAGAGGACCGCGGGAGCCCGGCGAGGUCGUCAACAGUCCGCCUCGAUGUGGAGUGGAUCCCCAAGCCGACGCCCACCUCCGAGCUGCUGGCGUUUGACGAGCCAAACCUCACCUUCUUUGUCAUGCAGACGGAUCCUGUCACUCACAUGGUGGGGAACAUCCUCACAGAGACACAGAGGCUGCUGUGGUAUGACAUCACAGGUGAGCACUAACACGUUAACUCUGAUGUGUGGACGUGUGCUGUAUGUUGUGUGUAGAAUUACAACCUAUUUUAUAGAAACCAACAUCCUGGAAAAUAUGAUCAGAUUUGUGUAAUUUGAUGUUAUUAUAGCAAUAGUUAUAUUAGUUGACACAGUAAAGGCUUGGAGUAAAGUUACCGUAAAAGUAGCUGUUUUAUUAAACUGACCAAAUGGGAUGAGUCAAAAUGAAGAUGAUCAAUGAACAUUUCACACAUUUUUGGCAUGUACUUAAAGGCAAGACAAAACACGACCCAUCAAAAAUUAAAAAGAGAUGGAGUCCUGUUUUGCUGUGCGCUGUGUGUUUUGCUGUGUGUUUUGCUGUGCGCUGUGUGUUUUGCUGUGUGUUUUGCUGUGUUUUACUGUGUUUUGCUAUGUGUUUUGCUGAGCGCUGUGUGUUUUGCUGUGUGUUUUGCUGUGUGUUUUGCUGAGCGCUGUGUUUUUUGCUGUGUGUUUUGCUGUGUUUUGCUGUGUGUUUUGCUGAGCGCUGUGUGUUUUGCUGUGUGUUUUGCUGUGUGUUUUGCUGUGUGUUUUACUAUGUGUUUUGCUGAGCGCUGUGUUUUUUGCUCUGUGUUUUGCUGUGUGUUUUGCUGAGCGCUGUGUGUUUUUCUGUGCGCUGUGUGUUUUGCUGUGCGCUGUGUGUUUUGCCAUAUAUUUUGCUGUGCGCUGUGUGUUUUGCCAUGUGUUUUGCUGUGUGUUUUACUAUGUGUUUUGCUGAGCGCUGUGUUUUUUGCUCUGUGUUUUGCUGUGUGUUUUGCUGAGCGCUGUGUGUUUUUCUGUGCGCUGUGUGUUUUGCUGUGCGCUGUGUGUUUUGCCAUAUAUUUUGCUGUGCGCUGUGUGUUUUGCUGUGUGUUUUGCUGUGCGCUGUGUGUUUUGCUGUGUGUUUUGCUGUGCGCUGUGUGUUUUGCUGUGCGCUGUGUGUUUUGCUGUGCGCUGUGUGUUUUGCUGUGUGUUUUGCUGUGCGCUGUGUGUUUUGCUGUGUGUUUUGCUGUGUGCUGUGUGUUUUUCUGUGUGUUUUUCUGUGCGCUGUGUGUUUUGCUGUGCGCUGUGUGUUUUGCUGUGUGUUUUGCUGUGUGUUUUGCUGAGCGCUGUGUGUUUUGCUGUGCGCUGUGUGUUUUGCUGUGCGUUUUGCUGUGUGCUGUGUGUUUUGCUGUGUGUUUUGCUGUGUGCUGUGUGUUUUUCUGUGUGUUUUGCUGUGCGCUGUGUGUUUUGCUGUGCGCUGUGUGUUUUGCUGUGUGUUUUGCUGUGUGUUUUGCUGAGCGCUGUGUGUUUUGCUGUGCGUUUUGCUGUGCGCUGUGUGUUUUGCUGUGUGUUUUGCUGUGUGCUGUGUGUUUUGCUGUGUGUUUUGCUGUGCGCUGUGUGUUUUGCUGUGCGCUGUGUGUUUUGCUGUGUGUUUUGCUGUGCGCUGUGUGUUUUGCUGUGUGUUUUGCUGAGCGCUGUGUGUUUUGCUGUGUGUUUUGCUGAGCGCUGUGUGUUUUGCUGUGUGUUUUGCUGUGUGUUUUGCUGUGUGUUUUGCUGAGCGCUGUGUGCUUUGCUGUGUGUUUUGCUGUGUGUUUUGCUGUGUGUUUUGCUGUGUGUUUUGCUGUGUGUUUUGCUGUGUGUUUUGCUGUGUGUUUUGCUGAGCGCUGUGUGUUUUGCUGUGUGUUUUGCUGUGUGUUUUGCUGUGUGUUUUGCUGAGCACUGUCUGUUUUGCAGUGUGUUUUGCUGAGCGCUGUGUGUUUUGCUGUGCGCUGUGUGUUUUGCUGUGCGCUGUGUUCACUAUGAUGGUGGUAGAUUGAGUUCACGUCACUCUGCUGUUGAACAGAGCAGCAGGCCUGGUCUCGGUGUGGCAGAUAACACCUCAGCUAGGGGCAAGGGCCCAGUGUGUGUGUGUGUGUGUGUGUGUGUGUGUGUGUGUGUGUGUGUGUGUGUGUGUGUGUGUGUGUGUGUGUGUGUGUGUGUGUGUGUGUGUGUGUGUGUGUGUGUGUGCGUGUGCGUGUGCGCGCGUGCAUGCUUGAAAGCAAGCCUUUGUGGUGGGACAUACAUGAACUCAACCAUGGCAAUUUAGAUGGCAUCUUGAAAAGCACUUGAUGGCUAAAUGCAAUUGUGUUGAGAUCUUCAGCUUUCCAUCUGACUGUGACAGCUGCUUUUCAACACUCCAUCUGGUCAGCCCAUUAUAUAUUUAAACAAACAAUCUAUUUCUUCUCUGUCUCUUUCAAAGCCUCUGUCAAUAUUUUUUAAUCUGGGCAUUGGAUACAUUGGGUGUUUGAUUUUUCCAAAGGUUAGCGUUUUUCAUCAUGAAUCUUGUUUUAGAGGCAGCUUUGCAGAGUGGUUACUAGCUGGCACAGCCACAAAGUCAUAAAAUCUGUUUUUAAACCUAACCCUAACCCUAACCUUAACCACACUGCUAACCCUAAUGCCUAACCCUAACCAUAACCACACUGCUAACCCUAAUGCCUAACCCUAACCUUAACCACACUGCUAACCCUAAUGCCUAACCCUAACCUUAACCACACUGCUAACCCUAAUGCCUAACCCUAACCUUAACCACACUGCUAACCCUAAUGCCUAACCCUAACCUUAACCACCCUGCUAAAGGGGGACGACCCUUUUCUGCAACCUUGUUUCCUAUCAUUAAUACAUACAAGGGAGGAUGACGACGGUUCGUCAUGUUUGUUUAUUGCUCUCAGUAAAAUGAUGCAUAGUGAGAAGUAGCCCAGGGAGUAAUGCCUCAAAACUGUUGAGGGUGCAAUACAGUACAUGUGUUUGUGGCCAUGUUCAGUGAGGGGAGAGCCUCUUAGCUCAUUAUCCAUAUUCACACGCAUGCAUGCAAGGCGAUGGCCAUCAUUCAAAUGGGUGAAAUUAGGUAUUAACCUCUCUCAGUAGUUUUAAGAUGUUUUAUGUCUUUCCACCUGUCCUGACUGGGUAAACUCAAUUUCCAGUGGACGCUCCAAACAGCUGCCAACAGGUCCAUCUGCAGAAAGAAUGAUCCUCCAACCACAGCCAAGUCAUUAUGGUUCUGGAUGACACUACCGGUCAAAAGUUUUAGAACACCUACUCAUUCAAGGGUUUUUCUUUAUUUUUACUAUUAUUCUACAAAAAACACACUUUGAAAUAACACAUAUGGAAUCAUGUAGUAACCAAAAAAGUGUUAACCAAAUCAAAAUAUAUUUUAUAUUUGAGAUUCUUCAAAUAGCCACCCUUUGCCUUGAUGACAGCUUUGCACACUCUUGGCAUUCUCUCAACCAGCUUCACCUGUAAUGCUUUUCCAAGAGUCUUGAAGGAGUUCCCACAUAUGCUGAGCACUUGUUGGCUGCUUUUCCUUCACUCUGCGGCCCGACUCAUCCCAAACCAUCUCAAUUUGGUUGAGGUCGGGGGAUUGUGGAGGCCAGGUCCUUCUUGGUAAAAUAGCCCUUACACAGACCAAGUCCAUAUUAUGGCAAGAACAGCUCAAAUAAGCAAAUAGAAAUGACAGUCCAUCAUUACUUUAAGACAUGAAGGUCAGUCAAUACGGAACAUUUCAAGAACUUUGAAAGUUUCUUCAAGUGCAGUCGCAAAAACCAUCAAGCGCUAUGAUGAAACUGGCUCUCAUGAGGACUGCCACAGGAAUGGAAGACCCAGAGUUACCUCUGCUGCAGAGGAUAAGUUCAUUAGAGUUACCAGCCUCAGAAAUUGCAGCCCAAAUAAAUGCUUCACAGAGUUCAAGUAACAGACACAUCUCAACAUCAACUGUUCAGAGGGCACUGUGUGAAUCAGGCCUUCAUGGUCGAAUUGCUGCAAAGAAAGCACUACUAUAAGACACUAAUAAGAAGAACAGACUUGCUUGGGCCAAGAAACACGAGCAAUGGACAUUAGACCGGUGGAAAUGUGUACUUUGGUCUGGAAUCCAAAUUGGAGAUUUUUGGUUCCAACCGCCGUGUAUUUGUGAGACACGGUGUGUGUGAACGGAUGAUCUCCGCAUGUGUAUUUCCCACCGUAAAGCAUGGAGGAGGAGGUGUUAUGGUGUGGGGGUGCUUUGCUGGUGACACUGUCUGUGAUUUUUUUUAGAAUUCAAGGCACACUUAACCAGCAUGGCUACCACAGCAUUCUGCAGCAAUACGCCAUCCCAUCUUUGUUUGGGCUUAGUGUGUCUAUCAUUUGUUUUUCAACAGGACAAUGACCCAAAAUACACCUCGAGGCUGUGUAAGGGCUAUUUUACCAAGAAGGAGAGUGAUGGAGUGCUGCAUCAAAUGACCUGGCCUCCAUAAUCCCCCGACCUCAACCAAAUUGAGAUGGUUUGGGAUGAGUUGGACCACGGAGUGAAGGAAAGUCAGCCAACAAGUGCUCAGCAUAUGUGGGAACUCCUUCAAGACUGUUGGAAAAGCAUUCCAGGUGAAGCUGGUUGAGAGAAUGCCAAGAGUGUGCAAAGCUGUCAUCAAGGCGAAGGGUGGCUAUUUGAAGAAUCUCAAAUAUAAAAUAUAUUUUGAUUUGUUUAACACUUUUUUGGUUACUACAUGAUUCCUUAUGUGUUAUUUAAUAGUUUUGAUGUCGUCACUAUUAUUCUACAAUGUAGAAAAUAGUAAAAAUAAAGAAAAUCUCCUUGAAUGAGUAGGUGUUCUAAAACUUUUGACCGGUAGUGUACCUGUGUGUCACAACUGCCACAUGGACUCUCACUCACUCCUCCCAUAAAGCCAGUGGGGCCACACUCAGUGACAGACACUUACGUAGCCAAACAUCCUGAGGGACUCUGGGAAGGCUUCCACUGAGGUCACUCUCAGUGACAGACAUUUACGUAGCCAAACAUCCUGAGGGACUCUGGGAAGGCUUCCACUGAGGUCACUCUCAGUGACAGACACUUACGUAGCCAAACAUCCUGAGGGACUCUGGGAAGGCUUCCACUGAGGUCACUCUCAGUGACAGACACUUACAUAGCCAAACAUCCUGAGGGACUCUGGGAAGGCUUCCACUGAGGUCACUCGCAGUGACAGACACUUACGUAGCCAAACAUCCUGAGGGACUCUGGGAAGGCUUCCACUGAGGUCACUCUCAGUGACAGACACUUACGUAGCCAAACAUCCUGAGGGACUCUGGGAAGGCUUCCACUGAGGUCACUCUCAGUGACAGACACUUACGUAGCCAAACAUCCUGAGGGACUCUGGGAAGGCUUCCACUGAGGCCUUUCAACUGUCAAAUUUCUAACUGUCAAACUUCAAACUGUCCUUGUAUGUGAUGAUUGAUGAUGUUGAUUGAUUUUCACCAUCUCCUAUCUAUUGUGUUGUUGUUCUCUCCCAGGGGGCGAUGAGGAGCAGGACUUUGACAUUGAGAGGAACAAAGGCAGCAUCGUGAUCGCCAGGCCUCUGGAUGCAGGGAAGAAGUCCAACUAUAAUCUGACUGUACAGGUUACGGACGGGCAUCAGGUCGCAACCACACAGGUGAUAUACAUAUGAAAUACAUGGUAAAUUAGUUGUUAUGGUAAAACUUUAGAUUAAGUUUAUCUUCCUGUCUGUCUGUCUGUCUGUCUGUCUGUCUGUCUGUCUGUCUGUCUGUCUGUCUGUCUGUCUGUCUGUCUGUGUCAGGGCGUGUGUAGGUGUGGUGUAGGAAAUCAGAUGCAGGACGCAGACGGUAGGUUCCAAAAGCUGUAUUCCGACCCAAACACAGGCAACAGGGCAACAAAGCCCAACAGCUAAACUACGCCAAAGGCGUGUAGGCAAAAUGCGCACAAACAGGUGCGACAAAAAUAGUAGUGCACGAAACAAGUGCAAAAUGAGCUCCAGCGCAGUGGAGAGAAUUAUGCUCAACCGAGCAAACACAACACUGACGAAAACAAUCACACACAACACAAGACAAACACAACGAGAAACUUAUAGGAUACUAAUCACGUAAAACAGAAACAGGUGUGACACAAACAGACAAAAGCAAACGAACAUGAAAACAUAAAUCGGUGGCAGCUAGAAUUCCGGAGACGACGAACGCCGAAGCCUGCCCGAACAAGGGAGAGAGGCAGCCUCGGCCGAAACCGUGACAGUACCCCCCCCUUGACGCGCGGCUCCAGACGCGCGCCGACUCCGGCCUUGGGGACGACCCGGAGGCCGCGGCGCAGGGCGCGUCGGAUACCCCCGAUGGAAUUCCGUCAGGAGCGACGGGUCCAAGAUGUCUCUCCUCGGCACCCAGCACCGCUCCUCCGGACCGUACCCCUCCCACUCCACUAGAUACUGAAGACCCCCUCUCCGACGUCUAGAAUCCAAGAUGGAUCUCACGGUGUACGCCGGUGCCCCCUCGAUGUCCAACGGGGGCGGGGGGGUCUCCAAGAUCUCAUGUUCUUGGAGCGGGCCUGCUACCACCGGCCUGAGAAGGGACACAUGGAACGAGGGGUUAAUACAUUUAUACUCCACUGGCAACUGUAAUCUAUAACAAACCUCGUUCAACCUUCUCAGGACUUUAAAUGGCCCUACAAACCGCCGACCCAGUUUCCGACAGGGCAGGCGGAGGGGCAGGUUUCUGGCAGAGAGCCAGACUCGAUCUCCAGGUGCGUACACAGGCCCCUCACUGCGGUGUAGGUCGGCGCUCGUCUUCUGUCGACGUAUGGCACGCUGCAGAUGGACGUGUGCAGCGUCCCACGUCUCCUCCGAGCGCCGCACCCACUCAUCCACAGCGGGGGCCUCGAUCUGGCUCUCAUGCCAUGGUGCCAGAACCGGCUGGUACCCUAAAACACACUGAAAAGGGGUUAGUUGGGUGGAGGAGUGGCGAAGAGAGUUCUGUGCCAUCUCAGCCCAGGGCACAUAUCUCGCCCACUCCUCCGGCCGGUCCCGGCAGUAUGUUCUGAGAAACCUGCCCACAUCCUGGUUUACGCGUUCCACCUGCCCAUUACUCUCCGGGUGGUAACCCGAGGUGAGACUCACCGAGACCCCCAACCGCUCCAUAAAAGCUCUCCAGACUCUGGAGGUGAAUUGGGGACCCCGGUCAGCCACAAUGUCCUCGGGCACCCCGUAGUGCCGGAACACAUGAGUGAAUAGUGCUUCGGCGGUUUGUAGGGCAGUAGGAAGACCCGGCAUGGGGAGCAAACGACAGGCCUUAGAGAACCGAUCCACAACGACCAGGAGUGUAGUAUUCCCUUGAGAGAGGGGAAGAUCAGUUAUAAAAUCCACCGAGAGGUGGGACCAUGGUCGUUGUGGAACGGGCAGGGGUAGUAACUUACCCCUAGGCAGAUGUCUAGGCGCCUUACACUGGGCGCACACCGAGCAGGAGGAAACAUAAACCCUCACAUCCCUGGCCAACGUAGGCCACCAAUAUUUGGCACUAAGACAGUGCACUGUCCGACCGAUACCCGGAUGUCCAGAGGAGGGUGACGUGUGAGCCCAAUAGAUCAAUCGAUCCCGACACUCGAGCGGAACAUACUUCCGACCCUCCGGGCAUUGUGGUGGACUAGGGUCGGUGCGUAAUGCCCGCUCGAGCUCAGAAUCGAGCUCCCACACCACCGGUGCCACUAGACACGACUCCGGCAGUAUGGGAGUGGGCUCCACGGACCUCUCCUCCCCGUCAUACCGCCGAGACAGUGCAUCUGCCUUACCGUUUUGUGACCCAGGGAUGUAGGUGAUCUUAAAAGAGAAACGGGUCAAAAACAUACUCCAUCUAGCCUGUCGAGGGUUCAGCCUCCUCGCUGCCCGGAUGUACUCCAGGUUACGGUGGUCCGUCAAAAUGAGGAAAGGGUGUUGAGCCCCCUCAAGCCAGUGCCUCCACACCUUAAGGGCUUGGACCACAGCUAACAGCUCCCUGUCCCCGACGUCAUAAUUUCGCUCCGCCGGGCUGAGCUUCUUGGAAUAGAAGGCAACGGGGCGGAGUUUAGGUGGCGCGCCUGACCGUUGGGACAGCACGGCGCCAAUACCGGCUUCAGACGCGUCCACCUCUACCUGAAAUGGUAAGGAGGGAUCCGGAUGCGCCAGCACCGGAGCCGAGGUGAACAGGUCCUUCAGCUUCUUAAAAGCCCUGUCCGCCUCGACUGACCACUGCAGACGCACCGGGCCCCCCUUUAAGAGAGACGUGAUGGGAGCUGCCACCUGCCCAAAACCCCGGAUAAACCUCCGGUAGUAAUUCGCAAACCCCAAAAACUGCUGCACCUCUUUCACAGUGGUUGGUGUUUGCCAAUUACUCACGGCUGACACUCGGUCUACCUCCAUCUUCACCCCUGACGCAGACAACUGAUACCCCAAGAAGGAAAUCGACUCCUGGAAAAACAGACACUUCUCUGCCUUCACAUACAGGUCGUGCUCCACCAGCCUCCGCAACACUCUGCGCACCAGGGCCACAUGCUCGACACGGGUAGGUGAGUACACGAGGAUGUCAUCUAUGUACACCACCACUCCCUGUCCCUGCAUGUCCCUGAAGAUCUCAUCCACGAAUGAUUGGAAAACUGACGGAGCAUUCAUCAACCCGUAUGGCAUGACGAGAUACUCGUAAUGGCCCGAGGUGGUACUAAAGGCUGUUUUCCAUUCAUCAUCCUUCCUGAUGCGCACCAAGUUGUACGCGCUCCUGAGAUCUAAUUUCGUGAAGAAACGCGCCCCAUGCAACGACUCCGUCAUGGUCGCAAUCAGCGGGAGUGGAUAACUAUACUUCACCGUAAUCUGAUUGAGACCACGGUAGUCGAUGCACGGACGCAACCCCCCAUCCUUCUUCUUCACGAAAAAGAAACUCGAGGAUGCGGGGGAAGUGGACGGCCGUAUGUAUCCUUGUCUCAGUGAUUCGUCUAUGUAAACCUCCAUAGCUUUCUUCUCCUCCUGAGACAGAGGAUACACAUGACUCCGUGGGAGCGCAGCUCCUGCCUGAAGGUCUAUCGCACAAUCCCCCUGCCUAUGGGGUGGCAAUCGCGUCGCCCUCGCCUUACUAAACGCGAUAGCCAGAUCCCCAUACUCAGGUGGAAUGUGCAAUGCGGGCACCUGGUUUGGACUUUCCACCGAGGUAGCCCCUAAGGAAACGCCCAAACAUCUACCCACACACUGAGCAGACCACUCCUUCAGAGCCCUCUCCUGCCACGAAAUAACGGGGUUAUGGGUACUUAACCAGGGCAUGCCCAGCACCACCGGAUACGCAGGAGAGUCAAUCAGAAACAGUUGUAUUAUCUCCUGAUGACUCCCCUGCGCACACAUCCUAAGUGGCGCCGUGACCUCCCUGAUUAAGCCCGUACCCAACGGACGACUAUCUAGGGCGUGAACGGGAAAAGGAACUUCCACAGGGAGAAGGGGAAACCCUAACUCUAAACAAAACUUCUUAUCAAUGAAAUUCCCAGCCGCGCCUGAAUCUACCAGCGCCUUACACUGGGAAUGAGGUGCCACCUGCGGAAAACACACAGGCAUACAAAAAUGGGCAACAGUGAGCUCUGGGUGAGUGGGGCGCCUACUCACCUGGAGGGAAUCCCCAGUGCGGGACCUGUCGUCAUCUCCCCGAGGAGGCCAUCCCCAGCACCUAGCCGCGGUGUGUCCUCCCCGACCACAGUUGGUGCAGUGGAUGGACCCCCCACUCUGCCGACUCCUCCUACCUCUAGCGCCAGCGCCCCCGAGCUCCAUAGGACACGGCUCGGGUGCGCUGGAGGAUGGAAUGGACGGACCCCCCUCAGGACGUCCGCGGGUAGCCAAUAGGUUAUCCAACCUAAUUGACAUGUCGACCAGCUGGUCGAAAGUGAGACUGGCGUCCCGACAGGCCAGCUCCCGACGGACGUCCUCUCUGAGGCUACAUCGGUAGAGAUCGAUGAGGGCCCGAUCAUUCCACCCUGCAUCUGCCGCUAGAGUACGGAAUUCGAGUGCGAAUUCCUGGGCACUCCUCCUCCCCUGCCUAAGGAAGACCAGACGCUCCCCCGCCGCUUUCCCCUCCGGGGGAUGGUCGAACACCGCCCUAAAGCGGCGGGAGAACUCGGUGUAGGUGAUGGUCGUGGCGUCGAUCUUCCUCCACUCUGCGUUGGCCCACUCCAACGCUUUACCGGCCAGGCAGGAGAUUAGGGCGGACACGCUCUCAUGCCCUGAAGGUGCCGGAUGGACUGUGGCCAGGUACAGCUCGACCUGGAGCAAGAACCCCUGACACCCAGCCGCUGUCCCGUCGUAAGCCCUCGGGAGAGAUAGACGGACUCCUCGAUGUUCCGGUGCUGGAACGGGCGGGCUGACCGAUGGUGCUGGCUGGGCGGGCGGUGGUGGAGGCGAACCCCAGCCUCGGAGUGUGGAAAUAACCUCCUGCAGGGCGUUCCCCAUCUGCAGGAGUUGCUCCUGCUGAUCCCGAACCUGGGCCUCCAGUCUUGUCUGGGCUGCUUCUGCUCCUGCUGAUUCCAUGGGUGGUGUGUGAUUCUGUCAGGGCGUGUGUAGGUGUGGUGUAGGAAAUCAGAUGCAGGACGCAGACGGUAGGUUCCAAAAGCUGUAUUCCGACCCAAACACAGGCAACAGGGCAACAAAGCCCAACAGCUAAACUACGCCAAAGGCGUGUAGGCAAAAUGCGCACAAACAGGUGCGACAAAAAUAGUAGUGCACGAAACAAGUGCAAAAUGAGCUCCAGCGCAGUGGAGAGAAUUAUGCUCAACCGAGCAAACACAACACUGACGAAAACAAUCACACACAACACAAGACAAACACAACGAGAAACUUAUAGGAUACUAAUCACGUAAAACAGAAACAGGUGUGACACAAACAGACAAAAGCAAACGAACAUGAAAACAUAAAUCGGUGGCAGCUAGAAUUCCGGAGACGACGAACGCCGAAGCCUGCCCGAACAAGGGAGAGAGGCAGCCUCGGCCGAAACCGUGACAGUCUGUCUGUCUGUCUGUCUGUCUGUCUGUCUGUCUGUCUGUCUGUCUGUCUCCUAGGCAUAUAUCCGUGUGGUGGACGUGAACGAGCAUCGACCCAUGUUCAUGAAGUCGAUCUACGAGGUCAGAGUACCAGAAGACACCUCUCCAUGGAAGGAGAUCCUCCAAAUCUCUGCUCAGGACCAAGACAGCAACAGCAAACUAAUCUACUCCCUCCACAGCAGCGUCCAUCCAGACAGCCUGAAGGACUUCCAUCUGGACCCCAAGAGUGGUGUGCUGGUCAUGACUGAGCAGCUGGACCAUGAGAAGCUUUCUGUGCACACGCUCACUGUGAUGGUAAUGUUUUUAGUGAUGUUUCCUUUUUUCUCUCCCUUUACAUUGAAAACAUGAGGACCUAAAGUACAGCGUAUCUACCACAACCGUUUCACAAAGUACUCUCUGUCAGAUUAUAGCAAUCAUUUUUUUCUGGUAAUCUAGGAUUAAUGUCCCUUCUCUGUCCUGCUCUCACCUUCUCCUUUAACGCCAUAGGUUCGAGAUCAGGUGAUCCCAGUGAAAAGAAACUUUGUGAAGGCAGUGGUUUAUGUGGAGGACUGCAACGACCACUCUCCUGCCUUCAUGGCAACCGACUAUGAGGGCACUAUCACCAAUCAGGCUGCGGCUGGGACAGAGGUGCUGCGUGUCAAGGCUCUGGAUAAGGACAUUGGGAGCAACGCUCAGAUUAUCUACUCCCUUCACUCAGGUACAACACAGAUCAGAGAUUACGGGGGUAGAUUAUGAUGGAUCUGGAUUGUGAAAGUUCUUCAAGUAUGAUGAUCUAUUUUUCUUUUUUCUUUAUAAGAGUGCUAUAGAACAAGUAUAUUCUGUUCUAAAAUCAUUCUUUGAGAUAGAUUUUUACUUUACCCUCACGUAUAGGCAAAUGUGUUGACAAUUUAAAACAUUCUAUACACAAAAAUAUAUGUUUGUAAAAUAAUUAGUUAAUUUUUAUUUGGUCAUUGUUAAUCUUUACAGGGAAUGUCGACAACACCUUUGACAUCGAUGGCGAGCUGGGGAGUAUCACUGUCGCCAAGCCUCUGGACAACCUACCCCAGGAGCAGUUUCAUCUGACAGUGAAGGCCACAGACCAGGGUUUCCCCCAGCACAGCGACCUCUGUUCUGUCUCCAUCACCGUCCUGCUAUCAGACAGAACCCCUCCCAGGUUAAUAUGUAUAUAAAAUAGUAUUAUGAUGUUUGAUAAUUCUUAAUUUUUUUUAUUUGUAAAUUGUAUCAAAUAAUUCAACAUCAGCUACUAUUGAUAUUAUGUACUGCUUUCCUAAUUGUUCAUAAAAAACAUUCUCUCUUCUCUCUCCCAGGUUCCCCUCAGAUGAGCACUUCUCAGAAGUCAGUGAAGCCAGUCCUCUGGGAACUCCCGUGAUCACUGUCUCUGCAGCCAGCCCAUCUUCAGUCCACUACAGCAUCAAAGAUGGAGACCCUAACGGAACCUUCCACAUCAAUGCAGACUCCGGAGUUCUCUCUGUCCAAACGAGCCUCAACUUCGAGGAAUGUUUCUCGUACAGACUCAAAGUGCGUGCCAGCACCUCGGCUGGAGCCUCGUCAGUUACGGUUGUUUACGUCUAUGUGAUAGAUGAGAAUGAUAACCCUCCGGUGUUCCUCCAGGAGAUAUUCCAUGGCCAGAUUAGUGAGUCCGCUCACAUCAACAGCAUGGUGAUGGGGGAGAGCAACACACCUCUGGUGAUACGAGCCUCCGAUGCCGACAGGGACUCUAACUCUCUCCUAGUCUUCCAAAUCCUGGAACCGGAAGCGAUGAAAGUCUUCAAGAUAGAUCCCAGCAUGGGUACACUCUCUUUGAUAUCGGAGGUGGACUUUGAAGAAACACCUGAGUUUCGCUUCAGCAUUCAGGUAAGGGACUCAGGGGAACGGUCGCUGUACGCAGCAGAGCCAGCCAGAGUCACCGUCCAUGUCCUGGAUUUCAAUGACUGUUCCCCCAAAUUCGCUACGCCGGUGUACGAGUCGUCCAUCAUCUUCCCUCCUGUCAGAGAGAUGGAGGUUGUACGGGUCACGGCACAAGACGCAGAUUCAGCUGUCUCAUACAGCAUCACAGAGGGCAACCUUCAAAAUGCUUUUCUCAUUCAUCCUUCCACUGGUGCUAUCUCUGUAAACAAUGUUUCAGAGUUUAAAUCCUUUUACCAGCUGCUGCUCAAAGCCUCUGACGGCCUGUACAAAGACCUUGCCACAGUUAAGAUAAACGUCACCAACAUAAGAGCAGGCGGCCAUCUUGAAUUUGAGCAGGGAUUGUAUGCAGUCACCAUUGUGGAGAACUCUAUGUCGGUCAGAACGUUAGCUGUGUUGAGAGCUUCAGGUAGUUACUUAAACGAGCCUCUGAUUUACUCUGUAUUGAACCCAACGGGACGGUUUGCUAUAGUCCCAACAUCAGGGGUGCUUGAGACCACCGGCGUCCCCUUCGACAGAGAGGAGCAGGAUGUCUAUGACAUAGUGGUGGAGGUGAGAGACAUGAGGAGCCCCCCUCGCAGGGCAAUAACCCACGUCAACGUUUACAUAGUUGACGUCAAUGACAAUCGACCAAGGUUCUUGAACCUGCCUCAGUCCAUGAUGAUCUCUGAAGACACGGACCCAGGAGAUGUAAUCUUUCAAGUGAUGGCCGCCGACAGUGAUCUUGGAGAAAAUGGCUCUAUUAUGUACUUGUUGGAGGAGGAUUUUGAUCUCUUUAGGAUAGACCCUUAUGUUGGUGACGUGUCCCUUCAGCGGCCUAUAGACUUUGAAGCUACCAAUAAAUAUGCCCUGACUGUCCUGGCCACAGAUGAGGGCUCGCCCAGUUGGACCACUUCAGCAGUGCUGAGUAUCACGUUGAGAAAUCGCACCAACCCCAUUUUUCAGACUUUGCUCUAUCCUCUGAAAGUCCCUGAAAACAUAUCUCCCUUCACCACAAUAUUGCAAGUACAAGCAAGAAACCCUGAGGGAUACCGGCUUAUUUACAAUCUGGAAGAGGAGAAUGCCUCAAAACACUUUCACAUAGAUUUUAAAACAGGAGUGUUGAGUGUCACUGAUUUAUUGGACUAUGAGAGCCAGACAAUGCAUCUAUUGACGGUUCGAGCCACUGACUCUGUGACAGGCUCCUAUUCAGUGGCUGAUGUCGAAAUAGAGGUUGAAGAUGUUAACGAUAACCCUCCAGUCUUCUCCAAGCUGACUGACACAGUGGAUAUGCCUGAAGGAUUACCCAUAGGCACGUCUGUAUUACAGAUAUCAGCCACAGAUAUAGACUCGGGCAGAAAUAAAGACAUAACCUUCCAUGUUUUGGGGACGUGGGAAAAUGCAACGGACUUCUUUAAAAUAGAUCCCCAGAGUGGUCUAAUUGUUACGACACAGGUGUUGGACUAUGAGAACACAAAGCACUUCCAGUUAAAGAUCAAAGCCAUAGAUAAUGGCACAAGCCCAUUGAGCAGCGAAGCCUAUGUCAUUGUUAACGUAAUCGACAUCAACGACAACCCUCCAAACUUCUCCAAGCCCCACUAUCAGGCAACACUGGAUGAAAUGGCCAAAUGUGGCCACAUCGUCAUAAAAAUCCAAGCUUCGGACCCCGACACCAGAGACUUGAACAAUCUACAGUAUAAGAUCCUCUCAGGUAAUGAGGGAAGAUAUUUCGCCAUCAACGAAUCCUCCGGAAUUAUCUCCUUUUCUAAAGUCUGCAAGAGAAAUGUGGACCCAUUCUACAACCUCACCGUGGCCGUGUCAGAUGGCGUUUUCCAGAACACAGCCCCUGUGAACAUUGAUAUCAUGAACACUAAUAAACACAGCCCCUAUUUUAACAAGAACAUCUACGAGGCGGAACUAGCUGAGAACGCUGAGGCUGGAACACGUGUGAUUCGCCUGGCCGCCAUAGACCCUGACGAUGGACCUUACGGCAGCGUGGACUACACCAUCAUCAACAAACUGGCAGAUGACAAAUUCUCCAUAGACAAGAAUGGACAGGUCGUAACAUCUCAACCUUUAGAUCGAGAGAACCCAUCCCAAAGAGUGAUUGCCAUCAAGGUGAUGGCUAAAGAUGGCGGAGGGAAAGUAGCGUUCUGCACUGUGAAGAUUAUCCUGACAGAUGAGAAUGAUAAUGCCCCUCAGUUCAAAGCAUCAGAGUAUCAGGUCUCAAUCCAGUCUACUGUAAACAAAGGUACUCCCGUGAUUCAGAUAAUGGCGUACGACGCAGACGACGGCAAAAAUGCUGACGUCACCUACACCGUGGACGAAGCAGAGGAAGUGACCGAGGACAUCAUCGAGAUCAACCCCUUCACUGGCAUUGUCAGCGUCAAACAGAGCCUGAUAGGUCAAGAGAACAAGAUAUUCAACUUCAAAGUCAAGGCUCGGGACGGCGGAUUACCGUUCUACAACUCCACGGUUCCGGUGCAGGUGAAAGUAGUACCACCUGAGGUCCCUCUUCCGAAGUUCUCCGAGCCGCUGUACACGUUCUCCGCAGCCGAGGACAUCUCUGUGGGAACAGAGAUCGGGACGAUCAAGGCUGACUACGAUAUGCCAGUCAUCUACAGCCUGGUCAAUGGCAACACUGUGGAGAGCAACAGAGACAGAGUGUUUGCUCUGGAUAAAGAGAGCGGUACUCUACUCGUCCAGAAGAGCAUCGACCACGAGAAGACCAAGUGGUAUCAGAUAGAUGUUAUUGCUCAAGGCAACCACAACGGGACCGACGUAGCCUCGCUGGUGUCGGUCAGCAUCCAGGUCCAGGAUGUGAAUGACAACGUGCCGGUGUUCGAGGCCAACCCUUACAAGGCCUUCCUGGCUGAGAACACGCCACCAGGAACCACCGUCAUCCAGGUAUGUUUUUUUCAGAUAUGUUUUUUUCAUUGAUCUAAUAUUUUUGUACUGUUGUAUGCAAUUCUUUAUGAUUUCUGUGUUCAUGAUGUGCAAAUCAAAUUCCCUUUUGGGGCAAUAACAGUUUCAUUUUAAUUCAUUAAUGCAUCCAUUCAUCCAUUCAGGUGACUGCCAAUGACCCUGACCAGGACACCAAUGGACAGGUGACCUAUACCUUGGAAGCCGAACCCGAUGACAUCACCGACAUCUUCUCCAUCGACAGUGAGAGCGGUUGGAUAACUACUCUGAGAGAAACGGACAGUGAGACGACACAACACUACAGCUUCACAGUGGUGGCUACUGACCACGGGGGGGAGGUUAAGCUCUCGUCCUCAGUUCUAGUGGAGGUGACGGUGACUGACGAGAACGACAACCCUCCUCGGUUCACGGAGGACGUGUACCAUGGGUCUGUCAUGGAGAACACUAGGCCUGGGGAGGUCAUCAUGAGCCUGACGACCGUUGAUAUGGAUGUGACUAAAGAGAACAGGCAGAUCACGUGCUACAUCACAGGUGAGUCUUGUUGAUUGAUUAAUUGGAUUGAUUGAAUGAUCGAUCACAUACACUUUUUUGAAGUUGUUGAAUGGUACUUUUCUCAGGCCUAUCAGCAUAAUGAACAACAUUUAAAUAAGAAACAGAUGGGCACAGUACUUCUCCAGAGCAAUAUAUCUUCUAUAAUGGUUUAUUCUAAGUGUAAAAGUGACUACAUUGAUAGGAAGAAUGAUGUGGUGGUUAUGAUCAAACCCAUAUAGGUCUCCAGGUAGCGUUGACAUUCCAUUUAUAGCAUUCAAAUGUUUUUCCUUAGAUGGAGACCCAUUGGCCCAGUUCUCCGUUGUGCAAGAGGGAGAGGAGUGGGUGCUGGUCCUCAAAGAGUCGCUUGACCGCGAAGAUAAAGAUAAGUACUCCCUGAAGAUAACAGUUACCGACGGGAGAUUCGAGGCCCCUGCCACUGUAGAGGUCCAUGUUCUAGACGUCAACGAUAACAGUCCUCUGUGUGAGCAGGUAUGUCAGUCAGCCAUGACACUACGGUAUAUAUUUAGAUUCCUGUAGAUUAUACACUACACGUCUUACGCAACGUCAUACAUGCAGAGCGGUAACACGUUGUACCUACAUAAGGACUUUAUAACAGUUCAUACAUACCUGUACAUCCACGAGCAGUAGCCUACCUGAGUAUGAAUGAAAUGCCUAUGUCAACAACUGCAAUUUUUACCUAAGAUGAAGCUAACUAUCAAUGUUUCAGUUGCUGUACACAGAGGUUGUCAUGGAGAAUUCCCCGUCAAGCAUGUUCAUACUGAAGGUUUCAGCGUCGGACCCAGACAUCGGCACCAACGGACAAGUGUCCUACACCCUCCACGGCCCCAACGCAGACAAGUUCCGUCUUGAUCAAAAGACAGGUUAGAGACAACUGUUAUUUGGGGUGUAAACAAAAAGAGGCCCUAAGUGAAAUCCGUUAUUUGUUUGGGUUGAGAGAUAACAUCUCCAUUCUUACAAAAUACAUAAACUGAGGUAUUCAAGAAGACAAGAUGGUGCACUGUCAGACCACCACAAAGGUUUGGUGUUUUGGCUUCUCAUCAACCAUACUUCCUGUUUGUCAUAGCACUAGCCUAUCAUCAAUCCCUCUUCAUUAUGGUAAGCCAAUCAGGGCUCAUAAUCUUAAGAAUUUGUCCUUUCACAUCACAUAUAUGCUAGGAGAUUAUUUGAUAUGGCCUUCAACCCAAAGUAAUGGUAUGGCGCUGGUAGUAUGGUGAAUGACUACCAGAAAUGUAAAAAUCUUGUGAUUUAUUUGUACUUCUCACGGUUUCCUUCUUGAUAGAUUUCAGUAAAUAUUUUGUAAACUGUGAUGAUACUUUUAAAGAAUGUAUAGGCCUACUGUCUGGCCCUUUUCCCCACCAUUUUGAAAUACAUCUCAGUGUUUUUCCGCUACCAUUUUGAUACACAUCUCAGUGUUUUUGGUCUUCCUUUCCUGUGGCGGUCCUCAUGAUCCUCAGUUUCAUCAUAGCGCUUGAUGGUUUUUGCGACUGCACUUGAAGAAUCUUUCAAAGUUCUUGAAAUGUUCUUUAUUGAUGUCUUAAAGUAAUGAUGGACUGUCGUUUCUCUUUGCUUAUUUGAGCUGUUCUUGCCAUAAUAUUGGCUUGGUCUUUUACCAAAUAGGGCUAUCUUCUGUCUACCUUCUCACAACACAACUGAUUGGCUCAAAUGCAUUAAGAAGGAAAGAAAUUCCACAAAUUUACUUUUAAGAAGGCACACCUGUUAAUUGAAAUGCAUUCCAGGUGACUACCUCAUGAAGCUGGUUGAGAGAAUGCCAAGAGUGUGCAAAGCUGUCAUCAAGGCAAAGAGUGGCUGUAUGAAGAAUCUAAAAUGUAAAAAAUAGUAAGAAUGAAGAAAAACACUUGAAUGAGUAGGUGUGACCAAACAUUUCACUGGUAGUGUAGUUCUCAGUGUUUUUUCCCACAAUUUUGAUAUAGAUCUCAGUGUUUUUCCCCACAAUUUUGAUAUAGAUCUGUGUUUUUUCCCACCAUUUUGACAUAGUUCUCAGUGUUUUUCCCCACAAUUUUGAUAUAGAUCUGUGUUUUUCCCCCACCAUUUUCAUAUAGUUCUCAGUGUUUUUUCCCACAAUUUUGAUAUACAUCUCAGUGUUUUUUCCCACCACCUACAGUCAGUUUUCAUCUAUUCUUAGACCAUAUCUAUCAAUCUACAUAGUGUAUGUGAAGCCCUCUGCUCCACUAGGACCUAGAAGGAAUAGGUUAAGUAAGUCCAUCUAUCUGUUCAUCUAAUUAUUUGUUCUUCUUAUCUGUGACAGGGGAGUUGUUCACCCUGGCCCAGCUGGACAGGGAGAUGGUGAUGGAGUAUGAUCUCGUAGUUAAAGCCACGGACGGCGGCGGUCGCUCCUGCCAGACAGACAUCUUACUCGUGAUCCAGGAUAUGAACGACAACCCUCCCAAGUUCUCCAACAACCACUAUGAAGUCAGCGUGUUCGACAACACCACCGUCAGGACACCCAUCGCUGUCAUCUACGCCAAAGACCCUGACACUGGUAAGUCAUAUUGUUGAGAUGAAAUGAAUAGAGUAGACGUUCCCAUUCUGAGGGAUAGUCUGAAGGGGCUUCACUGAUCUAGUUUUUCUAUUUAUAUGGGCUAAAAUCUAUAGAAUCAGCGUGACUGGAAUGGACAUUAACGUUCUGAGGUAUGGUUUGAGGGGCUUUGUCUGAUCUAGUAAUUCUAUUUCUAUGGUAAAAUCUCAAUCUCCCCUUAACGUAGCAGAGGCUUUACUCCUAUCUACGUCCCCAGGUCAUAACAUAGAGACUAUUCUCCUAUAUACUUCCUGACCGCCACCCACCCGUCCUUCAUCCACAUAAUAUUGAAUGACCCUAAACUCACCCGCCCUGUGGAUAUAUCCACUGGGACUGCGGGUUAUGAGUCAACAAGCGCAUCACUAAUUAAUGCAUUGUAAUUUGGAUGGUGCCCUCAUUGAUCGUGUCCCCGCUUAUAAAUAUCUGGGCAUCUGGAUUGACGAAAACCUAUCUUUCAAAAAACAUGUUGAUAAAUUGGUUAAUUAAAAUAGUAUUCUUCUAUAGGAACAGGUCCUGUCUUUUGUUAAAUAGCAGAAAACAAAUCAUUGUCAACAUUCAUUCCGGCUUUAGACUAUGGCAAUAUCGUCUAUGUGAAUGCAGCUGCCAAUACACUGAAACCAUUGGAUGCAGUUUACCACAGUGCACUACGCUUUAUUAAGGGCAGCAGAUUCAGGACUUAUCACUGCAUUCUGUAUCAGAAAGCAGGCCGGCCCUCCUUGAAGUCUCGUAGAUCAAUGCAUUGCACUCUUUUUGUGAAUAAAGCCCUCUUGCAUAAACUUCCGCCAUACCUUACCUCAUUGUUAACCUUCAGACGUAUAAGUUACCAGACAUGGAAUCAGGGAUGGCUAAACCUGGAGAUCCCUUCAAUAUCUACUGAGUUAGGUCAUUCUGUUUUUAGUUUUUUUUGCGUGGAAUGAUCUCCAAAAGCCCUUAAAGUUGGUUGAGUUGGUAGCCUGUAGUGCGAUUCAGGCGGAUGUUGGAGGGCCUUUUUACUAAAGAAUGUGUUUGUUUCAUUUGAUUGUGUUUUGCUUUUCAUGUAUUGCGUAAUUGAUGUGUAUAUACAGUGCAAUGGGAAAGUAUUCAGACCCUUUGACAUUUUCCACAUUUAGUUACGUUACAGCCUUAUUCUAAAAUGGAUUAAAUAGUUUUUUCCCUCAUCAAUCUACACACAAUACCCUAUAAUGACAAAGCAAAAACAGGUUUUUAGACAUUUUUGCAAAUGUAUUACAAAAAACAAUUGAAAUAUCACAUUUACAUAAGUAUUCAGACCCUUUACUCAGUACUUUGUUGAAGCACCUUUGGCAGUGAUUACAGCCUCAAGCCUUCUUGGGUAUGACGCUACAAGCUUGGCACACCUGUAUUUGGGGAGUUUCUCCCAUUCUUCUCUGCAGAUCCUCUCAAGCUCUGUCAGGUUGGAUGGGGAGCGUCGCUGCAGAAACAUCUCAAGGAUGAUCAAUAGAAACAGGAUGUACCUGAGCUCAAUUUCGAGGAUCUGAAUACUUGUGUAUUUUUGGCAAACAUUUCUAACAACCUGUUUUCACUUUGUCAUUAUGGGGUAUUCUGAGGAACAAGGCCACUCCUGUAGGUACAGAAACACAUAUCUAAUCAUAUAUUAUUCUGAGGAACAAGGCCACUCCUGUAGGUACAGAAACACAUAUCUAAUCAUAUAUUAUCCUGAGGCUGUUUAUUAUGGCUGUUUAUUAUUUGAGUUUUCUUCAUAAUUGCACCUUGCAUAUUGUUUUGAUACAGCGUUGAUAAGGCUAUUACUCCUAGCUACAUAUUAAGUUACUACCUAUUAGUAUACUUUGGAAGAAACCCAAACUCCUUGUUCUAAACCAACCAGACUGACAAUUCCUAUUUUCCCCUCCUGAGGUGAAAUACCAUAGAGAUAAUAGUAGCCAGAUAGUGUUCUGUCUCUAUAUGAAAUAGUCUCUGCUCAGGACAACCAGACUGACUCCUAUUCUCUUCUCUCCUUCUGCAGGAAUAAACUCUGAGGUGAAGUAUUCUCUACUCGAGGACAACAGCGGCCACUUCUCAUUAGAAGAGUUCUCCGGUAUCCUGCGCCUGGAGAGGUCGCUGGCCGAAAACACCCGGUCGACCUUUGAACUCAAGGUCAAAGCCACCGACCGGGGGCUUCCCCGACAACUGUACUCCAUUGCCACGGUUACGGUGCAUGUUGUGGACCUGAGCGACUACCAGCCGGUGUUCCUAAGCCAGGAGUACUCCGCCCGGAUCCCAGAAUCCACCCUGGUAGGGUCAGAUGUCAUCAGCGUCUCUGCCCUCACUAGAGACGGAACUGAGACGGAACCCAUCGUCUACUCCAUCGUCUCCGGCAACGAGGGGGGAAGGUUCUACCUGCACCCGGCAACUGGUAAGGUUCUGUUGCAUCACUUCCAGGAGUUCCAUGGGUUAGUAAGGUUCUGUUGCAUCACUUCCAGGAGUUCCAUGGGUUAGUAAGGUUCUGUUGCAUCACUUCCAGGAGUUCCAUGGGUUAGUAAGGUUCUGUUGCAUCACUUCCAGGAGUUCCAUGGGUUAGUAAGGUUCUGUUGCAUCACUUCCAGGAGUUCCAUGGGUUAGUAAGGUUCUGUUGCAUCACUUCCAGGAGUUCCAUGGGUUAGUAAGGUUCUGUUGCAUCACUUCCAGGAGUUCCAUGGGUUAGUAAGGUUCUGUUGCAUCCCUUCCAGGAGUUCCAUGGGUUAGUAAGGUUCUGUUGCAUCACUUCCAGGAGUUCCAUGGGUUAGUAAGGUUCUGUGAGAUUUCAUAAGAUUCCGUAAGGUUCCAUAGAAGGUCUGCUUUCUAUUGACACUCAGAAGUCAUACAUCAGAGCAGUUUUGCACAGCAAGGCAGAGAAAUGACUGAAAGUACAUUGUCACUGCCAGUGCACUUUUGAUAGAUUUUGUAAAGGUCCUGUUGUUAUACACUGUACAGCGAACAGCCACUCUGGAUGAUUAUAAAGUAGUCAUUACUGUAUUGUACUGCCUGGUCCUAUAUAAUGUACCUCGGGAUGCCACCACAAAUGCAGGGAGUUUGUUUUCUCCCUGAUUUGUCUUGGUGUCCAUUCAUUACAAAUCUUCCUCAUAGAGGUUGGUUGGACUGAGCCAAACCAAUCUCUGUAUUAGUUGUCAAACCAUUCAGUAGCCAGGCUUGUCAGCAACUUAAUCCACUGGUGUGUAGUUCCAUCCCAGGAGUAAUCAUCCCACCACACAGCUGUUUUGAUAGAAUUGCCACAUGUGUCAAAGUAAGGAAGUAGCUUUUUUAGCUAUGUAUUAUAUAUUUUAUCAAUGGAGACAGACUUGGAAGGUUAAUGUUAUGUAUUAUAUGUUUUAUCAAUGGAGACAGACUUGGAAGGUGAAUGCUAUGCAAUAUAUGUUUAAUCUCCUGAGUGGCGCAGUGGUCUAAGGCUGUGCCACUAGAGAUCCUGGUUCAAGUCCAGGCUCUGUCGCAGCCGGCCGCGACCGGGAGACCCAUGGGCGGCGCACAAUUGGUCCAGCGUCGUCCAAGGUAGGGGAGGGUUUGGCCGGCAGGGAUGUGGGUUCGUUUCCCAGGGGGGCCAGUAUAAAAAAAUAAAAAUAAUAAUAAAUAAAUAAAAAGUAUGCAUUCACUAACUGUAAGUCGCUCUGGAUAAGAGCAUCUGCUAAAUGACUAAAAUGUAAAUAGGUUAAUACUAUGUAUUAUAUGUUUUAUCAAUGGAGACAGACUUGGAAGCUUAAUGCUCUUUUCUUUUUUUACUUUGGUCUUAGCUAGUCACAUGAAAGAGAACGUUUAGAGGAAUUGUUGUCUUACUUCAGAGCGGAGCCCUGCAGUAUAACACAGUACAUUGGGUUGUUUUCUUUAGUUAGUAUAACUUCAUUUAUUUUUCUCUCUCUUUUCUCAUUGUGACAUCAGCGAAAAUCUGGUGGCACUUCCAACUGAUUAUUUGCUAGCUCAGUUCCAACAUGACCAUGAGUAGAGGUCAGGGUUGAAGUCAGACAAUUCAGGAAGUAAACUGAAAUUCUAAUUCAAUUAUUUAAAAAGUGACAUCUAUUUUCAAUGACUUCUCAAUAAGCUGAAAAAGGAGAAGCUAUUUUUGGAUUUGAAAUUCAAAUCACUUCCUGAAUUAACUGACUUCGAUUAAAAUUGACCCAAACCCGUGCAGAUGGUCAUGUCUAGAUGGGAUACAGCUUUUGUCAAAUUGACGUCAAAAGUAGAUUUAUUUUGCAUGUUAGCUAACCCUUAUCCUUUUCCUAACCUUAACUAGCUCAACAAACAGAGAAGGUGAGGGUUAGCUACUCAACAAACAGACAAGGUGAAGGUUAGCUCUAGAAGUCUUUAACUAGCUCAACAAACAGAAUCGUACCUGUGUGAUAUUAUUGCACAUGUUGAAACCUGGUGGGUUUUUAAAAGGAAUGCAGGUGGCAGUUAUGACUGUUUUUAUGUUGUUAUCUUCUCUUGAAGUGUGUUAACCAGAUUGGCAGAUGGCCAAGGAAUCCAGGAACUAACUCUCUGCCCCAUUUACAUGUGGCUGUUUCUGUAGCAGAGAGAUAGAGAGAUGGAGGGAAGGAAAGAGAUGGAGAAAGAGAGGGGGAAGUGGGAGAGAGAGAGGGGGGGCGAGAAGGAGAGGGGGGAGACAGACAGAGAGUGAGGGGGUGAAAGAGAGAGAGACAGAGAGAGAGAGAGAGAGAGAGAGAGAGAGAGAGAGAGAGAGAGAGAGAGAGAGAGAGAGAGAGAGAGAGAAUUCUCUGGUGUUUGUUUUCAAGUCUGUUUCAUAUUAGUCAUUUUCACAUCAGCCUAUUGGCUGAGUACAACAGCAGUGACAGGUUCCCACCAGGGUACAGAACAGCAAUAGAUGGACCGUGGUGCAUAAAUCCAAUGCACUGUACUGCUGCACUUUGUGGCUUUUGUAACCAUAGCUACAGCAAGGGAUGUUCAGAUGACGUGAGACAAGCCAAAUGUCGAAUAUUUCUAAAAUCACGAUCCAUACCCAAUAUUAUGGCAUACACCUUCCUGCUAUGGACAUCCCUUGUCUAAACUUAACCAAUAAGAAUUAUUUCUGACCUUGAGGCAGAGCUGUCCUUGGAACAAAGUAGAAAGGAAAACUCCAAUCUGCUCAAGACAUGUCCAUGUCUCUACAUCCUGGUACUGUAGUUACCUUGACAUGUCCAUGUCUCUACAUCCUGGUACUAUUUACAGGUAGCACCCAACACCUGUUUGACUGCGAGGCCAAUGACUAGAUUUAUGUUUUUUUGGAAACAGAACACACACACAAUCAGAUAAGAGCUGACAAAAAAACCACAAGGUGGAAACAUGUCAGCGUUUUGUUUUUAAUAAAAGAGCACCACAAGAUUAAUUGAAUACAUUGUUGCUGUGGUCAUCUUUGGAAAUUGCUGUAAUUUUUCAAAUUUUUUUGAAGGCUCAGAACAUAUACUCAAAACCCACAUCUGUCAACCCAGGGCUGUGUUAGUGUGCACAAGACCACGUUAACACGGCCGUCAGAUAAAUGAAUAUGGUUUGUGUUGUGUGUUUUUUCAGGUGUUCUGGCACUGAAUGGCUCUUUGGACUUUGAGUUGUGUCGUGAAUACUACCUGUCAGUGGAGGGGACGAGAGGCAAGUCGACUCUGAGUGACAUCACCAUGGUGAUUAUCAACAUCACAGAUGUCAAUGACAACACGCCCGUGUUCGGACAGAGAGACUACAGAGCUGACAUCUCAGAGGACCUGUGGCCUGGCGAUGUGGUGAUGCAGGUAGCUAUCACUCUCAACUGUCAACUGUCACUUUAGAAACCAGUGAUUGUAAUACACAAUUCAAUGUGUUCAAUGACAAGUAAUUUCCCUGAGGGGACUAUGAAAGUUGUUUUGAAUUUGAAUUUGGCAUUUUGGACAGCAACACAUCAAAGUACUUAGAGAAAAUGGCAGUUUGGUUGAGCUAAUAAUAAUACUACUGUCAUUUCUUUCAAGCAGCUCAGUUCAAUUAGGCUUACUGUUCACUCUUCUCUCCCCACUCCUCUCUCCCCUCUCUUCUCUCUCCCCUCUUCUCUCACUCUCUUCUCUCUCCUCUCCCCCUCUCUCCUCUCUUCUCCCCCUCUCUUCUCUCUCCUCUCCCCCCUCUCCCCCUCUUCUCUCCCCUCCUUCUCUUCCUCUCUUCUCUCCCCCUCUCCUCUCCCCUUCUCCUCAUCCCCCUCUUCUCUCUCCUCUCUUCUCUUCCCACUCUUCUCUUCCCCCUCUUCUCUCUCCUCUCUCCUCUCUUCUCCCCCUCUCUUCUCUCUCCUCUCCCCCCCUCUCCCCCUCUUCUCUCCCCCUCUUCUCUUCCCCUCUCCUCUCCCCUUCUCCCCUCCCCCUCUUUUCCUCCCCCUCUCUUUUCUCCCCCUCUUUUUCUUCUCUCCCCCUCCCCCUCUUUUUCCCCUCCCAUCUCUUCUCUCUCCUCUCUUCUCUUCCCCCUCUUCUCUCUCCCCUCCCUUUUCUCCCCUCUCUUCUCUUCUCCUCUCUCCUCUCUUCUGUCCCCCUCUCUUCUCUUCCCCCCUUCUCUCCCCUCUCUUUCUCUCUUCUCACCCCUCUCUUCUUCCUCUCCUCUCCCCUCUCUUCUCUCCCCUCUCUUCUCUCCCCUCUCUUCUCUUCCCACUCUUCUCUUCCCCCUCUUCUCUCUCCCCUCCUCUCUCUUCUCUCCCCCCUCCUUCUCCCCUCCUCUCCCCCCCUCUCUUCCUCUCCCCUCUCUUCUCUCCCUCUCUUCUCCCCUUCUCCUCUCCCCCUCUUCUCCUCUCCCCCUUUCUCUCCCCUCUCUUCUCUUUCCCUCUCUUUCUUCCCCCUCUUCUCUCCCCCCUUUUCUUCUCUCCCCUCUCUCUUCUCUCUCCUUUUUUUCUGUCCCCUCUCUUCUCUUCCCCCUCUUCUCUCUCCUUCUCUCUCCUCUCCCCCUCUUCUCUCUCUCUCUCCCCUCUCUUUCUCUCUCCCCUCUCUUCCCCCUCUCUCCCCUCUCUUCCUUCCCACUCUUCUCUUCCCCCUUCUCUCUCUCCCCCCCUAUCCCCUCUCCUCUUCUCUCCCCCUCUUCUCUUCCCACUCUUCUUUUCCCCUCUUCUUUCCCCCUCUUUUCUCUCCCCUCUUCUCUUCCCCUCUUCUCUCUCCUCUCUUCUCUUCCCCCUCCUCCCUCUCCCCCCCUUUUUCUCUCCCCCCCUCUUCUCUUCCCCUCCCUCUCCCCCCUCUUCUCGCCCCCCUCUUCCUCUCUCUCUCUUCUCUCUCCCCCCCUUCUUCUCCUCCCCUUCUUCUCUCUCCUCUCUUCUCUCCCCCUCCUUCUCUUUCCUCUCCUUCUCUCCCCCCUGCUCUCCUCUUCUCUCCCCCUUUUCUUCUCCUCCUCUCUUCUCUUCCCCCCUCUCUUCUCUCCUCUCUUCUCUCUUCCUCCCCCCUCUUCUCUUCUCUCCCCCUAUUCUCUUCUGCCCCUUUGCCCUCUUCCCCUCUGUUCUCACUCCAAGGUGAAGCCAACGACCUGGAUGGGCAUUGAACAACCUUAUCCACUAUUCCAUAUCCAGUGGAGACCCUCAGGGUCAGUUCAGCAUCGACCCUCGCAGUGGAGAGAUCAUAGUCAGUGCUACACUGGACAGAGAGGAGGUGAGGGGGGUUUAGUUUGGGCUUUUAUAUGGGAAAGGAAUCACCUGGAAUAGUUGAAAAAACUGCUCAGAACAGGGUUCGCUGGAGAUGCACUGUUGAAGCCCUUUGCUUUAAAAGGAGCCAAGAGAAAGAAGUCUAGAAAGUAGUAGAACACUAAUGUCCUGUAUCUAACUUGUCCCUCUCCCUCUCCCAGAUCACUCACACUAAUAUCCUGUAUCUAACUGGUCCCUCUCCCUCUCCCAGAUCACUCACACUAAUAUCCUGUAUCUAACUGGUCUCUCUCCCUCUCCCAGAUCACUCACACUAAUAUCCUGUAUCUAACUGGUCUCUCUCCCUCUCCCAGAUCACUCACACUAAUAUCCUGUAUCUAACUGGUCCCUCUCCCAGAUCACUCACACUAAUAUCCUGUAUCUAACUGGUCUCUCUCCCUCUCCCAGAUCACUCACACUAAUAUCCUGUAUCUAACUGGUCUCUCUCCCUCUCCCAGAUCACUCACUACUCUCUUACGGUCCAAGCAGCUGAUGAGGGAGACCCUCCUCUGUCUACCGCGGUCCAAGUGACCUUGACCGUGUCCGAUGUCAACGACAACCCACCUAUCUUCUCCCAGAUCAAACACAACCUGGUCCUUCAGGUACCAACACAGGCCACUUCACCUUACACACACACACACCGUUUCCCUCUAUCUCCCUCUACACGAUCAGCAUCCUAACAGCUGGUUAUCCUUGGCUGCAUCUACACACCAGGAAGGCAGGAGUGGAAUGGUCGAGAGCUGAAGAACCAAUCAGGCUUGUGCUGUGACUUUUGGCUAAUUCAUAUUCAAGAUCAUUUAUUGAUUAAUUACUGGAAUAAUUAAUUGAUUUAAUUGAUUUAAUUUAUGUGGUUAUCCUAUCCAAAUUAAUCUAAGAGGGGCACCAUUAAGGGUUUGAUAUAUAGAGAGACCCUUGAAUGAACUCUAUCAGUAGUUAUCAUUAACCGGUAUACCAUUAAUCCUAUAUCAACAAUAGUCUUAAUCAACAGUCAAUUUACUAUGUUCUCACUCUAAAACUUCAUCAAGCUCUGUAACCCUAAUAACCCAAUGAACUCAAUGUCGCAAAUAAUUAAUUCAAGGUUUUAUUUACUAGACAAAAAUAAGUAGGAAAUGAGGUAGUUAACAGAUACAAUAUAGUUGCAGGGUAUAAUGGGAUACAGUGGCUUGCCAAACUAUUCACCCCCCUUGGCAUUUUUCCUAUUUUGUUGCUGUCAAUGUCUGGGUGAAGUGGUGAAACGGAAUCAGGCGCAGGACACAGAACUUAGAAAUGAAUGGAUUUACUAAAACAAAAGUAAACCAUAACAAACCCUCCACGCAGGGAAGAGCAGCACAACAGCUCCCCAAACGACGUAAAACAACGGACAAUCACGCACAAACCCAGGAGGGAAAACAGAGGUAAUUAUAGGGAAAAAAAUAAGCAUAAUGGUUAACAGGUGUGAAUAAUAAAGACAAGACUAGUGUAACACAGAAACAUCGAUCGGUGGCAGCUAGUACUCCGGUGACGACAAACGCUGAAGCCUGCCCGAGCAAGGAGGAGGGGCAGCCUCGGCUGUAUUCAUGACAGUUGCCUUACAACCUGGAAUUAAAAUGGAUUUUUUGGGGGUUUGUAUCAUUUGAUUUACACAACAUGCCUACCACUUUGAAGAUGCAAAAUAUUUUUUUUGGGUGAAACAAACAAGAUAAAUAUAGACAAUAUAAAUGAAACUUGAGCAUGCAUCACUACACUAUUUAGUGCCAUCCAUCAUUCAUUCAAUUCUGACCAGUUUCCCAGUCCCUGCCGAUGAAAAACAUCCCCACAGCAUGAUGCUGCCACCACCAUGCUUCACUGUGGCGAUGGUGUUCUCGGGGUGAUGAGAGGUGUUGGGUUUGCGCCAGACAUAGCAUUUUCCUUGAUGGCCAAAAACUUCAAUUUUAGUCUCAUCUGACCAGAGUACCUUCUUUGAUAUGUUUGGGGAGUCUCCCACAUGCCUUUUGGCGAACACCAAACGUGUUUGUUUAUUUUUUUCUUUAAGCAAUGGCUUUUUUCUGGCCACUCUUCCGUAAAGCCCAGCUCUGUGGAGUGUACAGCUUAAAGUGGUCCUAUGGACAGAUACUCCAAUCUCCCCUGUGGAGCUUUGCAGCUCCUUCAGGGUUAUCUUUGGUCUCUUUGUUGCCUCUCCGAUUAAUGCCCUCCUUGCCUGGUCCGUGAGUUUUGGUGGGCGGCCCUCUCUUGGCAGGUUUGUUGUGGUGCCAUAUUCUUAAAAUUUUUUAAUAAUGGAUUUAAUGGUGCUCCGUGGGAUGUUCAAAGUUUCAGAUAUUUUUUUAUAACCCAACCCUGAUCUGUACUUCUCCACAACUUUGUCCCUGACCUGUUUGGAGAGCUCCUUGGUCUUCAUGGUGCCGCUUGCUUGGUGGUGCCCCUUGCUUAGUGGUGUUGCAGACUCUGGGGCCUUUCAGAACAGGUGUAUAUAUACUGAGAUCAUGUGACAGAUCAUGUAACACUUAGAUUGCACACAGGUGGACUUUAUUUAACUAAUUAUGUGACUUCUGAAGGUAAUUGGUUGCACCAUAUCUUAUUUAGGGGCUUCAUAGCAAAGGGGGUGAAUACAUAUGCAUGCACCACUUUUCCGUUAUUUAUUUUUUUGAAUUCUUUGAAACAAGUACUUUUUUUCAUUUCACUUCACCAAUUUGGACUAUUUUGUGUAUGUCCAUUACAUGGAAUCCAAAUAAAAAUGUAUUUAAAUUACAGGUUGUAAUGCAACAAAAUAGGAAAAACACCAAGGGGGAUGAACACUUUUGCAAGGCACUGUAUGAGCGUAUUACUCUGUAAAACGAGGAAUGCAUUUACUCAAUUCAGCUAAUAGGCUUUAUUAGCUAUGUAAGAAUUAACACUCAAACAAUGACAGUGUACAUGAAACACAUGAUACAUUACAGAAUACACUGAGUAAAUGACUACCAACUAAAUAAGACUUAACAUGGUUACACAUGUCUGAUACACACAGGAGCUUGCUAACAAGUUCUCAAAAUAUGAGCAAAAAUCACUGUCCUUUUAACCAAAUUUAAGCAGGAACUCACCCCCAACCUGAAUUUACAUUUCGUAGCACUUUCCUAGUAAAAACAAUAGACAGGAACAACACAUCCAGAUUCUAAUCUAAUCAACCCAAUUUAAAUAAUAGGAGUCCACAUCUGUGUCGCUCCUCUUUGAACUAUCCGCCGUCCGAUGAACAGAAUAACACAGGUUCUCUGUAACAAAUAAAUCCACACAACUUACUUACAGCACAAUAACAUGUAUAAAAAUUCAUAGCUCUUUAUGAACUCUUGAAACAAUCCAAACAUGACAAUUUAAUUCACACAGUAACAUUUAUUUACUAGCGUCAGUUUCCCCAGGACUUCCGUGGGAACGUCUCAUCCCAGAGUUUUGCAACGGCAAAGGUGUGAGAUGCAAAUACACGGCCGUCCAUCCGGACAAUGCCAUAUUGAAUCAACACGCCAGGCUGGCGUCAGCAUGUCACUAGAGGCAUCUUCAUCACUGGCCUUCAUCCUCCUCCUUCACAUUUGUUCACUCUCUCUAUUUUCUAUUAGCCUUAUCUCUGCCAACACGGCACUGUGUUUCAGUGACCUGUUCCAGCAGUCUCAACUGAAAUGGAACGAUCUGAGGAGAAGGUUAGGUGUGUGUGCUUGCUCUGCCAAAUUGUAGCACAUUGCACAUACACACUAUGGUUUGAGAUCAUCUUCUUUCCAGCACUCAGCCAAGCACUGUAGCAUUCAGGGCAGGUGGAAACUUCAGGCAUUCGCCCUGUAGCAUUCAGGGCAGGUGGAAACGUCCAGCAUUCACUGGAAACCUUUUAAAUGUUUCACUCUUCGAGAUAAGAUCAGAAUGUUUUUGCAAUGUAGUAAAAUCACUAGGGGCUGUCUUGUUUUAGCCCCUUGUGGAACGAGGUGUCAUGGAAGGCUUGACCUAGUUUGUAUGAUAGCAUGACUACAUAACUAAUGAUGGUACCGUAUGUUCCUUGUCAGGAGGGCGAGGCCAUUGGUAGCAGCAUCCUCCAGCUGGUGGUCACAGACAGAGACACCCCUCAGAAUGGACCUCCCUUCACUUUCCACAUCGUGUCUGGGAACGAGGACCGCCGCUUCCACGUGGACCAGGGAGGCCUGUUGUCCAUCUCUGCCCCUCUGAAGAAGAAGAUCAAGCCACAGCACCUACUGAAAAUACAGGUAACGAAUAAUCCUGUAACAAAACGGAUCCCUGCUGGCAAAACAUAUUUACCUGGUUGUAAUCGGUUUAUCUGAUGUAUCUACAGCUGAAGUCGGAAGUUUACUUCCACAUAGGUUGGAGUCAUUAAAACUCGUUUUUCAACCACUCCACACAUUUCUUGUUAACAAACUGUAGUUUUGGCAAGUCGGUUAGGACAUCUACUUUGUGCAUGACACAAGUAAUUUUUCCAACAAUUGUUUACAGACAGAUUAUUUCACUUAUAAUUCACUGUAUCACAAUUCCAAUGGGUCAGAAGUUUACAUACACUUAAUUGACUGUGCCUUUUAAACAGCUUGGAAAAUUCCAGAAAAUGAGGUCAUGGCUUUAGAAACUUCUGAUAGGCUAAUUGACAUAAUUUGAGUCAAUUGGAGGUGUACCUGUGGAUGUAUUUCAAGGCCUACCUUCAAACGCAGUGCCUUUUUGCUUGACAUCAUGGGAAAAUCAAAAGAAAUCAGCCAAGACCUCAGAAACAAAAUUGUAGACCCCCAAAAGUCUGGUUCAUCCUUGGGAGCAAUUUCCAAACGCCUGAAGGUACCACGUUCAUCUGUACAAACAAUAGUACACAAGUAUAAACACCAUGGGACCACGCAGCCGUCAUACCGCUCAGGAAGGAGACGCGUUCUCUCUCCUAGAGAUGAACAUACUUUGGUGUGAAGAUGCUGGAGGAAACAGGUACAACAGUAAAACAAGUCCUACAUCGACAUAACCUGAAAGGCCGCUCAGCAAGGAAGAAGCCACUGCUCCAAAACCACCAUAAAAAAGCCAGACUACGGUUUGCAACUGCACAUGGGGACAAAGAUCGUACUUUUUGGAGAAAUGUCCUCUGGUCUGAUGAAACAAAAAUAUAACUGUUUGCCAUAAUGACCAUCGUUGUGUUUGGAGGAAAAAGGGGGGUCUUGCAAGCCGAAGAACACCAUUCCAAACCGUGAAGAACGGUGGUGGCAGCAUCAUGCUUUGGGGGUGCUUUGCUGCAGGAGGGACUGGUGUUCACAAAAUGGAUGGCAUCAUGAGGAAGGAAAAUUAUGUGGAUAUAUUGAAGGAACAUCUCAAGACAUCAAUCAGGAAGUUAAAGCUUGGUCGCAAAUGUAUCUUCCAAAUGGACAAUGACCCCAAGCAUACUUCCAAAGUUGUGGCAAAAUGGCUUAAGGACAACGAAUUCAAGGUAUUGGUGUGGCCAUCACAAAGCCCUGACCUCAAUCCUAUAGAAAAUGUGUUGGCAGAACUGAAAAAGCAUGUGCGAGCAAGGAGGCCUACAAACCUGACGUCAGUUACACCAGCUCUGUCAGGAGGAAUGGGCCAAAAUUCACCCAACUUACUGUGGGAAGCUUGUGGAAGGCUACCCAGAAACGUUUGACCCAAGUUAAACAAUUUAAAGGCAAUGCUACCAAAUACUAAUUGAGUGUAUGUAAUCUUCUGACCCACUGGGAAUGUGAUGAAAGAAAUAAAAGCUGAAAUAAAUCAUUCUCUCUACUAUUAUUCUCUCAUUUCACAUUCUUAAAAUAAAGUGGUGAUCCAAACUGACCUAAAACAGGGAAUUCUUACUAGGAUUAAAUGUCAGGAAUUGUGAAAAACUGAGUUUAAAUGUAUUUGGCUAAGGUGUAUGUAAACCUCCGACUUCAACUGUACAUGCCUACUGGUUAUUUGGGAUGUCAAAAUGGACUCAAACUUUCUACAUACACAGUACUAGCAGAUACUGACAUUAGCAGAUACUGACAUUAGCAGAUACUGACAUUAGAUAAUGUAUGCUUCUAUUCAUGUCCUUACCUUAGGUGACAGACAGCGGUCACCCUCCUCUCUCCUCCAUCUGUGUGGUGAAGAUCAACGUCACUGAGCAGAGCAAGUACCCUCCUUCGGUGAUGCCCCUGGAAGUCUUCAUCAGCACCACAGGAGACAGCUUCUCCAACCGAGUCAUAGGCAAGCUCCAUGCCUCCGACCAGGACCUGCACGACAUCCUACACUACAAGCUGGUCUCGGAGUCUCCCGGUGGGGGAGACCCAGGGCCGAGCUCAGGCCCCUCUGGAGGCCUCUCCAGGUUCUCUGUGGACCUGGUGGAUGGGAAGAUCUGGGCCGACGAAGACCUGAAACCUGGCCUCUACUCCCUCAAUGUCAGCGUCUCCGAUGGGAAGUUCAGCGUGUGGGCCGGGGUGAAGGUCCAUGUGUGGAAACCCACCCAGCAGGCCCUGGACGCAGGGCUCACUCUGCAGCUGGAUGGGUUUUCCCCGGAGGAGUUCCUGGGGCACCACUGGAGAGGCCUCCAGAGGAGUCUCAGCACAGCCCUGGGUAUAGCCAGGCAAGACCUCCAUCUGGUGAGCCUACAGCAGCAACCCAACUCCCUGGUCCUGGAUGUUCUGCUGCUAUGGAGGCCACAUGGUGGAAAUGUAGAACCGUUUCCAACCAACCGGCUGGCAGGGAUCAUCGCUGACAUAGAAGACUCGUUGGGACUGAGUGUUCUCAGGGUGCAUCAUAAUGGGUGUCUAGGGACAGAAUGCCCUCCUAGAGGAUGCAGGAACUCAGUCCAGAUGAGAGGGGAGAGGCUGAGCCACUACGCCACAGCCAGGGCCGGCUUCAUCACCCCACAACACACCUGGGAGAGUGUCUGCUCCUGCAACGGUAGGUGUAACGGAGGUGGUUUGGUGGCUCGUCAAGGUUACUUAUCAAGCUUGUGUGAGACGUGCCCGAGAUGUGAAGAAUUGCAUUAGCUCGCCAAGUCAAUGCCUAGGCUUUGGUAUAGUGGGCUAACGCGUACUUUGAGCACACAGUAGACCUGGGUUUGAACCCUAUCUGUCAAAUAGGCUCCGACCUCUCUAUGAUCAUAGUAGGCGCCUGAAGUCACCCCCUUCAUGAUCUAACUCACUUCACAUUCCUAUGGGGAUUAGCUGGGUGCAGAAGGCAGCUUGGGGCCUCCAGGAUAGUACUAGUGAUUAUCUGCUUGUUGUGGGUCUUCUGUUGUCUGCCUGGCAGACAUAUUUAGUGGAGGUAUUCCAUUGAGGUUAUCACCUCUUUCUUUACACUGUUUUGGCUAAACCCAAAGCCUCAACAAACCAAAUAUAGUAUCUCUAGGAAAGCGCCAUGGAAGAUCUGAGGCUGAAACAAAAUACAUGAAGGAAUUAUUUUAUUUUAUUACAUUAUUUGUAUGAACUUUGAAAGAUUCCUACAUGAAAGUCUGUUUGAUCAAGCAGAUUUUGAUUAUGAGAACAAAUUUGAGUGACUAUUCCUCAGAUAGGCCAGAUAGUCAUCCACAAUGAGUGUUUUAAAUAUUAGGCCUACAUGUUAACUAGACGUGUUCUUGACGAAAUCACACAAAUCACAUUUAAACAUUUGCACUGUUUUUCCAACUUCAGAGUCUGCCGUGAGUUUUGACGGGAACGGCUAUCUGAAAUACCUGUACCCGACGGAGGAGGAGGAGAAUCAGAACUUCCGUCUCUCUCUUCACAUCAAGACCGUCCAGCAACAAGGCAUUGUCAUGAAUACCAAUGCAACCAACUGGGGGACCUUGAAGGUAUUGUAAAGCGUUCAUUAUUAUCAGAGAUCAAGAAACACACAUUGUUAUUUACUUUUGCAGUCUCUCAUAGCUCAUUCAAUCAGUUCAAUGUGAUUUACAGCCCAUUUUACAUCAGUGCUCUACAGUAUCAUGCAUACAAUUGUAAAUUGUAUUGCACUACAUUAUAAUCAGAGAUCAUAAAAGCAACAUAUUCAUUUUCCUUGGCUUUCCCCCAGUACUGUUGCAGACAUUGUGUUUAUAGAAUAUAUGCCCUAAUCUAAAUGCCUGAUUGCAUAUCAGAUGGCUGUGUUUAUCCGGAAGAGAACAUUCCGGUGUGGAUUCCAGGCUCAAUCACACUGGUCUCUUAUCACAUCAGUCACUCGGCUGGCUUUGUCUGUGUCAGUUGAUCAAUGGGAACUUUUUAACUGAUCCAACCGUGUUGUGGUGAGGGCUGUCUCCAUCUCCAUGUCCCCGUUCCCAUCAGUUCUUUCAUAGCCUGGUCCCAGAUCUGUGUGCUGCUUUGACAAGCUCAAUACUCUGAGUUUAAUUUUUUUUUUUUUUAAAGGACCAGCACAUCCUUCAUACACUUCUCUGGAAUUGAAAUUUAGUUCAAGACUUAAGUUUAAGAGUUGGCAAGACAUCACAAAAACAGAUCUGGUACGUAGGCUAAUUGUUGCUGGGGUUUGGAAUGUUGAGCUAGAGUCAGCUUGGGGCUGAUGUAGUUUUACCACAUAAAGUUUAAAGGGAAUAUUAAAUGAUUGUGCAUUUUGAUGAGAGGAAUGAAGAAUCCUCAGUGCUCAGAUGAAACUCCUUGGCCUGCACUUGAAAUACACGCAUGCAACACAUCUCCCAAUGGAUUUUUCUUCAUUUGUGUGACAUUGAAUUCACGUAAUAGAUAGAAUAUUCCAUUUGUUCACGCUUUAAAUAUCAAAAGUAGCAUUCACUUUUUCCAUUAUUUGGUCUACCUCUGGGUUUUAUAUUCCUGGCACAUGGGUCCCUUUUAUUGUAAGAAAAUUGCUUCAAAAGGAAUUGCUAAACAUGGUUAUCAAUGUAUGUGUUUCCCUUGAGAGUUAGGCUUCACCGCACCUUGAACAAAUUCUUAUCAAUUCCCAAAUCUCAUCAAUAUUCUAAAAGAAAAAAGGGAGCAUCCAUCCUUCAGAAACGUCUGAAAUGGAAGUUAAGUUUAGGACCUGCUGUACCAAUCACCGGCUAAAUCUUUUUCAUGUAUUCCACAUCUUUUAACUAAAUUACCUUUGAAGUGGAAAUGAUUUUACCAAUUUGAAUAAAACCACCCGUGACAAGCCUGUGGAGAACGAAGAAAAGGAGGACUUGUCAGUUAAAACCACUUUAACAAUAGUGACAGCUUAGAUCUGUUUGUGUUUGUAUUUGUAUUUAUUACGGAUCCCCAUUAGCGGCUGCCAAGGCAGCAGCUACUCUUCCUGGGGUCCAACCACAACUUACAUACAAUAAAACAAUACCUAACACAACACCUUAUUAGACACUACUCUACCAUAACAUAUUUACAAUACAAAAUCAAUAAUACAGCAAAAUAACAAUAUCAAAAUGUGUGUGUGUAGAGUGCGUGUGUUAGUAUGUGUUUGCGAAUGCUGUGUGUGUGCCUGUAUGUGUGUGUGUGUCUCUUCACAGUCUGCGCUGUACCAGAAUGUGUAGUUUUAUCUGUUUUUUCAAUCUGAUUUUAUUGCUUGACUGAGUUACAUGAUGUGGAAUAGAGUUCCAUGUAGUCAUGGCUCUUUCCCAAGUCCCUCCUUGUGGCACCUGACCACACUACUGAACAGUAGUCCAGGUGCGACAAAACUAGGGCCUGUAGGACCUGCCUUGUUGAUAGUGCUGUUAAGAAGGUAGAGUAGCGCUUUAUUAUGGACAUACUUCUCCCCAUCUUAGCUACUGUUGUAUCAAUAUGCUUUGACCACGACAGUUUACAAUCCAGGGUUACUCCAAGCAGUUUAGUCACCUCAACUUGCUCAAUUUCCACAUUAUUCAUUAUGAGAUGUAGUUGAGGUUUAGGGUUUGGUGAAUGAUUUGACCCAAAUACAAUGCUUUUAGUUUUGGAAAUAUUCAGGACUAACUUAUUCCUUGUCACCCAUUCCGAAACUAACUGCAACUCUUUAUUAAGUGUUGCAGUUAUUUCAGUUGCUGUAGCAGCUGACGUGUAUAGUGUUGAGUCAUCCGCAUACAUAGACACUCUGGCUUUACUCAAAGCCAGUGGCAUGUUGUUAGUAAAGAUGGAAAAAAGUAAAGGGCCUAAACAGCUGCCCUGGGGAAUUCCUGAUUCUACCUAGAUUCAGUUUGAGAGGCUUCCAUUAAAGAACACCCUCUGGGUUCUGUUAGCUCAGUUGGUAGAGCAUGUCGUUUGCAACAGCAGGGUUGUGGGUUCGAUUCCCAUGUGGGGCCAGUAUGAAAAAAUAAAAUGUAUGCACUCACUUAACUGUAAGUCGCUCUGGAUAAGAGCGUCUGCUAAAUGACUAAAAUGUAACUCUUUAUCCACAUUAUAGCAGGGGGUGUAAAGCCAUAACACAUACAUUUUUCCAGCAGCAGACUAUGAUUGAUAAUGUCAAAAGCCGCACUGAAGUCUAACAAAACAGCCCCAUAUUAUUAUCAAGGAGAAGUGUGCUAGAAAGACACGGUAAAGAAGCAGAUAGUCUUUAAUGCUACUGGUCACAGUGGCUGUAGAGGACACCCUCAGAUCAUAAACAUCUCCUGCGGGGAGCUAGCCCACCUCCAGGGCCCAUAGGUCUCCGGUAAAAAGUAGUGCACUAAAUAGGGAACAGGGUUCCAUUUUGGACGUAAUCGGUGUACACGCUGAACACAGUAAUUUGAUUUUUCCCUAACUGGAGUUGAUUCACGUCAGGUUCGCCUGGUAUGGUCUGUAUGUCAGGCAGUCUGAGCUGUUUGAAGUAUCGUAGCUCCUCUCUCCAAAAAGAGGGAAGUGGAUCCUUUUAUUCCCAUGUUAGCUCCAUACUGAAGCGUCAGCUGAAUCAAUUUAUUCACUAAUGGCAAGAAAAUAAGUAUCUUUAAUCUUUCCCUCUAGGUGCAGUGUUUAACUUUCAUGCCAUUUACAUCUGUGUGGCUUUGGGUUGGUAUCAGACUUGGGUAAAAUGCAUGUGUCAAAUGACUUUCAAAUACUUGGCUGCGAUUGAUUUAGUUUGCCCGGUAGGCCUACAACUGAACCAAUGGAAUAGUCACAAAAGCAAAGCUAACUCUAAGCUAAAUCAAGCACUCCCCAAAUACUCUCUAAGACAUGUACAGUAUAACUGUUUGACUCAGGAUAGGCCUGGUCGGUACAGGGUUACAUGAUGAGUCACUCUAUACAGGAGCAGCAUGAGAGGGGCAUGACAUUUGAUGGUGUUUGACACUACCGUACAAUCCGCUUGAUUGAGUAGAGGACCCCCCCCCCCCGGCUAUGAAAGUAAAGCACUAAAAUAUGCCUGCUAAAUGCUGCCCAGCCUAUUAACCUAGCAGCCUAGAAACCUAGCAACCUAGCAACCUAGCAACCUAGCAGCCUAGCAAUCUAGCAACCUAGCAACCUAGCAACCUAGCAACCUAGCAGCCUAGCAGCCUAGCAACCUAGCACUGUGCUAGUUCAACAUCUCCACAAAACUCUCAGAAGAUUCUGCUGCAGUAGAAGCCCAGCAGCUACUAUUCCUGGGGUCCACACUAAACAUAAAACAUGACAUAAUACAGAACAUUAAUAGACAAUAACAGCUCAAGGACAGCACUACAUCAUGUAAAGGUUCAUGUAAAGUAAAGUUGAGGUUCAUGUAAAGGUUCAUGUGAAGUAAAGUUGAGGUUCAUGUGAAGUAAAGUUGAGGUUCAUGUAAAGGUUCAUGUGAAGUAAAGUUGAGGUUCAUGUGAAGUAAAGUUGAGGUUCAUGUAAAGGUUCAUGUGAAGUAAAGUUGAGGUUCAUGUGAAGUAAAGUUGAGGUCCAUGUAAAGGUUCAUGUGAAGUAAAGUUGAGGUUGAUGUAAAGGAAAGUUGAGGUUCAUGUAAAGGAAAGUUGAGGUUGAUGUAAAGGAAUGUUGAGGUUCAUGUAAAGGAAAGUUGAGGUUGAUGUAAAGUACAGUUGAGGUUGAUGUAAAGUAUACAGGUGUACUGUCGUGGGUGUGUCUACAGUGUUAGGAGGAGCAGUGUUCUGCACGUUUGUGCUGAUGUGUUCUCUUCUAUUGUCUUCCACAGCUGAUGGGUGGAGAGUUGAGGUUCAUGUACCUCUGUGGAAACAUGCUCCCGGCUUCCCUGCGUGUCCACACAGCCCCAGUGGUGUCAGACGGGCGGUGGCACCACGUCCUUCUGGAGGUCAACGGCACCGUCCUCAGACUCACCCUGGACCACGUUCACUCAACCCAGGUCGUCCUCUCUGAACCCUGCCAUCUGAUGCAGCCCCAUGGGGCUCUGAUCCUCGCUGGCCCCCCUGGCCCUGGUUCUUCUCCCACCACCACCACCUCUAGAGAAACCCAGGCCAUGGCCCAGACCCAGGCACAAGGCUUGGCAGGAUGCCUGGACGGUAUGGAGCUGAAUGGGGAGCCUAUCAGGACAGCGGAAUGAUAAAGGAGUGGAAUGGGCCUGGGGGAGGUAAGGGUGUUUGGGGUCUUACCAGUGCUGCGUCAACCAGGUCAUGAUGAACAGCUGUGCCAGUACACCCUUGUCUGAAUGAGGAACGCUGUGAGGAGGGAUCAAAUUGAGGUCAAGUUUUCUUAACCUUGGGAUACUUGUAUCACUCCCCCAAUAGUGUUCAAAGUUCCUACAAAUAAUACUGUAGCCUCUACCCACACACAAUAGCAUACUGUAGCCCUACCACAAACAAACUACUGUAAGACUUACCACAACACAAUACAUAUGUAAGCCCUAACAUUAUGCAAAUGCAUACUGUGCCUCUACCACAACAAAUAGCAGUAAGCCUCUACCACAACACAAAUAGUUACUUUACCCACACAACACAAAAUAGCAUUACUGGUAAGCCUCUACCCACAACACAAAUAGCAUACUGAUCCCAAACACAAUAGCAUACUGUAAGCCUCUCUCUUACCCCACAACACAAAUAGCAUAUGUUUCCCACAACACAAAAGCAUACUGUAAGGCCUUUUACCCACAACACAAAUAGCAAUACUGUAAGCCUCUUACCCACAACCACAAAUGCAUACUGCUUACCACAACACAAAUAGAUACUGUUUAACCAAAAUAGCUUCCCACUAACCAAAAGCAUACUGUAACUCAAAUAGCAUACUGUAAGCCUCUACCCACAACACAAAUAGCAUACUGUAAGCCUCUACCCACAACACACUAAGCAUUCUGUAAGCCUCUACCCACAACACACUAAGCAUUCUGUAAGCCUCUACCCACAACAUUCAAGGUAGCAACAAAGCCUACAGGUUUAGAGAAAACGUCAGUGUUGUUUAUUGAUAUUUGUUCUGAGAUGUAACUAUACUUAUGGUACAUUGUCUAGCAUCCCUUCAACAACAACUGAUUUUUCCCUCUGCGAGGGUGGACAUUCAAUCACCAAUAUGAGAAUACAAUGUUGAACAAACUACAGUGUCUGAACAGAUUGGAGGAGUGAUCUAGUCUAGUCUAUAAAAUAUUAUCAUAAUUGUUCUACCGGGAAGUUCAAAUAGAGUACUUAGGUGCAAACUGAAUAACCAGGCCUCACAACAACUGGAUGUAACCAAACUUUCUUUACAAAAAUCUCUACCCUAUAUUCCACUUUUUGAAAUAGUUUGUAUCCUAUCCUUCAUUAGAAUCCCUCUGUUGUUAAUGAGAGAGUAAGAGAACUUUCAUGGUGUUCUAGAACUUUGACCAUCUUCAGUAGGCUGAUCUCUCUUCCUGUUUAUAUGUUGAUUUACCCUCCAGGGUUCCGCUGCAGCUGUCCAGAACCCUUCAAUGGCCCUCGCUGUGAGCUGGACAACAACCCCUGUGCCUCCCAGCCCUGCGCCCACGGUGGGGUGUGCGUGCCAAAGAGUCAAGGUUACAUCUGCAACUGCCAACUGCAUAUGGCUGGAAGCAGGUACAGUUGAAGUCGGAAGUUUACAUACACCUUAGCCAAAAACAUUUAAUCCUAGUAAAUAUUCCCUGUCUUAGGUCUGUUAGGAUCACCACUUUAUUUUAAGAAUGUGAAAUGUAGUAGAAAUAAUUAUUUAUAUAAGCUUUUAUUUCUUUCAUCACAUUCCCAGUGGGUCAGAGGUUUACAUACACUCAAUUAGUAUUUGGUAGCAUUGCCUUUAAAUUGUUUAACUUGGGUCAAACGUUUCGGGUAGCCUUCCACAAACUUCCCACAAUAAGUUGGGUGUAUUUUGGCCCAUUCCUCCUGACAGAGCUGGUGUAACUGAGUCAGGUUUGUAGGCCUCCUUGCUAGCACACGGUUUUUCAGUUCUGACCACACAUUUUCCAUAGGAUUGAGGUCAGGGCUUUGUGAUGGCCACUCCAAUACCUUGACUUUGUUGUCCUUAAGCCAUUUUGCCACAACUUUGGAAGUAUGCUUGGGGUCAUUGUCCAUUUGGAAGACCCAUAUGCGACCAAGCUUUAACUUCCUGACUGAUGUCUUGAGAUGUUGCUUCAAUAUAUCCACAUAAUUGUCCUUCCUCAUGAUGCCAUCUAUUUUGUGAAGUGCACCAGUCCCUCCUGCAGCAAUGCACCCCCACAGCAUAAUGCUGCCACCACCGUGCUUCACGGUUAGGAUGGUGUUCUUCGGCUUGCAAGACCCCCCUUUUUCCUCCAAACAUAACGAUGGUCAUUAUGGCCAAACAGUUAUAUUUUUGUUUCAUCAGACCAGAGGACAUUUCUCCAAAAAGUACGAUCUUUGUCUCCAUGUGCAGUUGCAAACCGUAGUCUGGCUUUUUUAUGGCGGUUUUGGAGCAGUGGCUUCUUCCUUGCUGAGCGGCCUUUCAGGUUAUGUCGAUAUAGGACUCGUUUUAGUGUGGAUAUAGAUACUUUUGUACCUGUUUCCUUCAGCAUCUUCACAAGGUCCUUUGCUGUUGUUCUGGGAUUUAUUUGCACUUUUUGCACCAAAGUACGUUCAUCUCUAGGAGACAGAACGCGUCUCCUUCCUGAGCGGUAUGACGGCUGCGUGGUACCAUGGUGUUUAUAAUUGCGUACUAUUGUUUGUACAGAUGAACGUGGUACCUUCAGGCAUUUGGAAAUUGCUCCCAAGGAUGAACCAGACUUGUGGAGGUCUACAAUUUUUUUUCUGAGGUCUUGGCUGAUUUCUUUUGAUUUUCCCAUGAUGUCAAGCAAAGAGGCACUGAGUUUGAAGGUAGGCCUUGAAAUACAUCCACAGGUACACCCACACCCGUCGCUAUGGGCGGGCCAUAGGGGGCCGGGCCCGCCCCCAAAAAUGCUUGUGCCCCCCCCCACUUGAGGGAAUUUAUUAUUAAAUAUACGUACUGUAGGCUAAUAAUAACUGUGCCCUGCCCUCCCAUGCAUUUCAUAUGCCCCCCUUAAGUCUGAGGUCUGGCGACGGGUCUGGGUACACCUCCAAUUGACUCAAAUGAUGUCAAUUAGCCUAUCAGAAGCUUCUAAAGCCACAUCAUUUUCUGGAAUUUUCCAAGCUGUUUAAAGGGACAGUCAACUUAGUGUAUGUAAACUUCUGACCCACUGGAAUUGUGAUACAGUGAAUUAUAAGUGAAAUAAUCUGUCUGUAAACAAUUGUUGGAAAAAUUACUUGUGUCAUGGACAAAGUAGAUGUCCUAACCGACUUGCCAAAACUAUAGUUUGUUAACAAGAAAUUUGUGCAGUGGUUGAAAAACGAGUUUUAAUGACUCCAACCUAAGUGUACGUAAACUUCCGACUUCAACUGUAUGUAUCUCUCACACAGCAAUCCCUCCCAUCCCUGAAGCCUCGGUAUUAACACACUGUUAGCUUUCCCCCCACACACUUCUCCGAUGACGACGUCAAGAAAUCAACUUAAUUUACAAGAUAAUUAGUGUUUGCAUGUUGAGGACAAAAAGACCCACACAUUAUUAUACCACCUUCUAGUGUUGACGUUUCUCUCAGCUUUAAGACCUCCCCACCUACCAUAUAGUACAGUUGUUCUGAUUCUUUAAGUCCUCCCCACCUACCAUAUAGUACAGUUGUUCUGAUUCUUUAAGUCCUCCCCACCUACCAUAUAGUACAGUUGUUCUGAUUCUUUAAGUCCUCCCCACCUACCAUAUAGUACAGUUGUUCUGAUUCUUUAAGUCCUCCCCACCUACCAUAUAGUACAGUUGUUCUGAUUCUUUAAGUCCUCCCCACCUACCAUAUAGUACAGUUGUUCUGAUUCUUUAAGUCCUCCCCACCUACCAUAUAGUACAGUUGUUCUGAUUCUUUAAGUCCUCCCCACCUACCAUAUAGUACAGUUGUUCUGAUUCUUUUUGGUUAGUCAUGGAAUGUUACCAAUGGCGUGCUCCUAGUCUCAUUGGUUCAGGGACUGAUUAAGCCUAAUUCUGCUGUUUGUCCUCUUUCCUUGGAAAAGGAGCUUCAAGGGAAAAGCCUAAUUUCCGUUCUUUGCAAGAUAAUGGACAAUAAAGUAUUCUUCUUCUUUAGGUGUCAGAGCCUAAUCGACAGAUGCUCUCCCAACCCGUGUCUAGGAGGGUAUAACUGUACCUUUUCUGGGGGCUCCACCCACUGCGACCCUCUGCCCCAGGUAUUGUGCCAUGCUAAACUACAGUACCCAUAAUGCUCUGUGUAUCUGGUUUUAGUAGGUGUAGGGUGAAGUUGCCCUAGACCAGGGGUGUCAAACUCAUUCCAUGGAGGGCCUAGUGUCAUCUGUACCAGGUGAGGGGAUUCCUUUACUAAUCAGUGACCUUAAUUCAUCAACCAAGUACAAGGGAGGAGGGAAAACCCGCAGACACUCGGCCCUCCGUGGAAUGAGUUAACCCGCAGACACUCGGCCCUCCGUGGAAUGAGUUAACCCGCAGACACUCGGCCCUCCGUGGAAUGAGUUAACCCGCAGACACUCGGCCUCCGUGGAAUGAGUUAACCCGCAGACACUCGGCCCUCCGUGGAAUGAGUUAACCCGCAGACACUCGGCCCUCCGUGGAAUGAGUUAACCCGCAGACACUCGGCCCUCCGUGGAAUGAGUUAACCCGCAGACACUCGGCCCUCCGUGGAAUGAGUUAACCCGCAGACACUCGGCCCUCCGUGGAAUGAGUUAACCCGCAGACACUCGGCCCUCCGUGGAAUGAGUUAACCCGCAGACACUCGGCCCCUCCGUGGAAUGAGUUAACCCGCAGACACUCGGCCCUCCGUGGAAUGAGUUAACCCGCAGACACUCGGCCCUCCGUGGAAUGAGUUAACCCGCAGACACUCGGCCCUCCGUGGAAUGAGUUAACCCGCAGACACUCGGCCCUCCGUGGAAUGAGUUAACCCGCAGACACUCGGCCCUCCGUGGAAUGAGUUAACCCGCAGACACUCGGCCCUCCGUGGAAUGAGUUAACCCGCAGACAUCGGCCCUCCGUGGAAUGAGUUAACCCGCAGGACACUCGGCCCUCCGUGGAAUGAGUUAACCCGCAGACACUCGGCCCUCCGUGGAAUGAGUUAACCCGCAGACACUCGGCCCUCCGUGGAAUGAGUUAACCCGCAGACACUGGCCCUCCGUGGAAUGAGUUAACCCGCAGACACUCGGCCCUCCGUGGAAUGAGUUAACCCGCAGACACUCGGCCCUCCGUGGAAUGAGUUAACCCGCAGACACUCGGCCCUCCGUGGAAUGAGUUAACCCGCAGACACUCGGCCCUCCGUGGAAUGAGUUAACCCGCAGACACUCGGCCCCCUCCGUUGGAAUGAGUUUAACCCGCAGACACCUCGCCCCUCCGUGGAAUGAGUUCAACCCGCCCGACCACUCGGCCCUCCGGAUGGGAAUGAGUUCAACCCGCAGACACUCGGCCCUCCGUUGGACUGAGUAACCCGCAGCAAACUCGGCCCUCCGUGGAAUGAGUUAACCCGUGGCAGACACUCGGCCCUCCGUGGAAUGAGUUAACCCGCAGACACUCGGCCCUCCGUGGAAUGAGUUAACCCGCAGACACUCGGCCCUCCGUGGAAUGAGUUAACCCGCAGACACUCGGCCCUCCGUGGAAUGAGUUAACCCGCAGACACUCGGCCCUCCGUGGAAUGAGUUAACCCGCAGACACUCGGCCCUCCGUGGAAUGAGUUAACCCGCAGACACUCGGCCCUCCGUGGAAUGAGUUAACCCGCAGACACUCGGCCCUCCGUGGAAUGAGUUAACCCGCAGACACUCGGCCCUCCGUGGAAUGAGUUAACCCGCAGACACUCGGCCCUCGUGGAAUGAGUUAACCCGCAGACACUCGGCCCUCCGUGGAAUGAGUUAACCCGCAGACACUCGGCCCUCCGUGGAAUGAGUUAACCCGCAGACACUCGGCCCUCCGUGGAAUGAGUUAACCCGCAGACACUCGGCCCUCCGUGGAAUGAGUUAACCCGCAGACACUCGGCCCUCCGUGGAAUGAGUUAACCCGCAGACACUCGGCCCUCCGUGGAAUGAGUUAACCCGCAGACACUCGGCCCUCCGUGGAAUGAGUUAACCCGCAGACACUCGGCCCUCCGUGGAAUGAGUUAACCCGCAGACACUCGGCCCUCCUGAGCCCUAGACGCUGAUCUUGUGUCAGUUUAGCUAAUGGUGUUUUGGUAAAGCCAGGGCCGGCUCCAGGCAUAAACGACAGAAGCGGACACUUAGGGCCCCAGGGCCCCAGGGUCUCAAACUUCUUGUUGAGAGUAGAAUAGUAGAACACACAAGGUGCAAGUUUCACAUUUGGUUGUGCAUCAGCAGUUUUUCUAUUGUUAUGUCAGUCACUGACAGUCACUCAACGAGCCAUGUCAGCUAACAAUUUUUAGAUUAGUAAGUUAGUCUAGCCAGUUACUUGUAGUCAUCUCCGAAUACCGACCGGCCACACAGGGCACGUGCCCAGGGGCCUUGACCUCCAGGGCGCCCCCAUUGAUUGUGUUAGUCACUCAGAUAUCAUUAACAUGGCAGAAUGUGUAGAAUGGACUGACAUUUUCUUUAAAACUGCUAAAAUGUCUCUCCACCCCAUGGCAAAAUGGGUAGAACUGCAGAAAACUUGCUUUAAAAUUGCAAAAUUUUGUCUACGCCACAUGGCAAAAAAAAUGAAAUUGCAGGAAAUAAACAUUACGAUUUUUUUUUUUUACUCCGCCGUCAAGAGUGAGUCCACAAAUGUUUUUUGACCACUUGGUUGGGGGGGAGGGGGGGGCCUUAGCUGGCCCUGAGUAAAGCUUACCAAAAGGUGUCCCAUCUCCUCAUCAAUACAGGUGUCCGCCGGGCUGGGCUACAUCGAGAUCGUGGAGAUCUGUGCCAGCUUGACGGGGGUUUUCUUCCUGGUCGGUGUCUUCGUCUGCGUCUACAAACGCUAUGUCCAACAGAAGAAGAAGCAUGUCUGUGUUCAGGACUCCAACGGUUACUUCCAACCCAGUCUGGCCAAAUCCAUGAUGGCCGACACUCCAGAGGUCAGCCCAAUAGAGAUGAGCACGCUGAUAGGUUCCGGUAACGACCUGGAUAACAGUCCCUUCAGGUCUCUGAGGCCUCACAGCCAGAUGGACCUGGGGCUGGGGUCCCAGGUAAGCCUAAGGGCCGGGAAGCAGAAGCCACAAGGGCCUGUGGUGUGUAGUGUGGCCCCCAUCCUCCCUACUCCACCUUUAUCCAUCUCUGACAACGAGUCCCUCAGGAAACACCACUGGGAUCAGGACUAUGAAGGUGAGUUAAUUGAAAAUUAAUUAUAUAAAAGUUAAUAAUCCCCAGAGGGGAAAUUGGAGUAGAUACCAGCUGUCUGAGUUGUUAAUUGAUUGAUAACUGUGGUAGUAGCUUACUAGACAUGCCUUGCCGGUCUUCACUUUAUCCCAAAAUAAGUGACAGCAUUUAAUUGACAUGACCGAUGAGACACACAAAAGGUAAAGUGUCUGAAGGUGAAUGUGUCAUGAUUUAACUGGAUUUGAACCCAAAUGCAGACAACUACACCGAGCCAGAGAAGGUUUAACAGGUUUAUUUACAAAGUUCAAUUUGUCCAGGUUUCCAAUAAUAGGGGAAGAGCAAGUCCAGGUUUACAGGGAGGGUAACAGAUCCAGGUUCAGAGCAGGUGUGGUACCGUAAUGUCCUAGUGUCCGUGGUGAGUCCAAAAGGGAGGUCCGGUAGUGGAAAGCAGGAUGGUGGUGGCAGGAGUGAAGCGGAGGCAGGAGUCAGGUUCCAAUAAUAUGGUCGUCUUGACUAUGAUCUGACGAUGAGUGGCAAGUUUGACCGGGUCUUAAAGGCUGAGGUGAUUAUGGUGAAUGAGCUGCAGCUGGAACCCUGACUCCCGCACACCAGACUUCACUCCUGCAAUCAAGGACAGACAGAGGGGAGGGGGAGAGCAGAGAGAGAGCUACCUAGCAGCAGUAGGCCUAACAGGGAGAGGGGAGGGGGAGAGCAGAGAGAGAGCUACCUAGCAGCAGUAGGCCUAACAGGGAGAGGGGAGGGGGAGAGCAGAGAGAGAGGAGAGAGCAGACGAGAGAGUACCUGCAGUAGGCCUAACAGGGAAGGGGAGGGGGAGAGCAGAGAGAGAGCUUACCUAGCAGCAGGAGGCCGAACAGGGAGAGGGAGGGGGAGAGCAGAGAGAGAGGAGCUACCUAAAGUCAAGAGUAGGCCUACAGGGAGAGGGGAAGGGGGAGAAAAAAGCAGAGAGAGAGCCUACCUAGCAGCAGUAGCCUAGGCCUAACAAGGGAGAGGGGAGGGGGAGAGCAGAGAGAGAGCUACCUAGCAGCAGUAGGCCUAACAGAAUGAUCUGGAGAUAUAACAAAGCAUUAUUAAUACCAUCCUCCUUCUCACCUUGUCCUUUAGAUCACAACAAUGGAGGUUACUCAUCCAUGCAUGAAUGUAAUCCAUUAUCAGUUGUGAUACGUGCAGAGCAUGUGGUGGUGAGCAAUAGUCUGGUCAGGCAGGCAGUUCCUGCAGAGGAUAGGCGCCAAGGUGUUGAAUUUUAAUAGGUUUUUCAUCACUCGGGAGGUUAGAACACCUUACCUAUAAUGAGUUUAAGGACUUUUAUAACCGCCAAGGACACUUUGAACAUUGGUGUGGAGAUCAUCUUAAAAUAAAGGUGUUUAUACUGAAGGACUAGAGUGAAUGAUAAUGAGUGUAUCUCUCUCUUCUCCCUGCCGUGCAGUCUACCCUGCUGAUCCUGACUACUACGGUCGACCCACCCCCUUGGUCCAAGAGUACCCCCAGGUCCAGGAGUUUCCCCAGUUCGACAUUGUGGACGACACCUACGGUUCUGUAACGGAAUCAAUAGACUCACGUAGAAACUCUCGCUGCGGCGGAUUCCCGUUUCCCCUGGAGCGCUCUGACCGCCGCGCUCCCUUACCCCCCUGCUACAGUAACCAGAACCUGGAUGACUUCCUGGGGCCUGACGGUCUUCCCUUACCCAGCUCUCAGUGCCCCAACGAGUCCACUGCCAUCAGUUACUAUCCGACGCAACAUGCGCACAGCAUGGACAAUGUGUCGUCAGGCUUCCGGCGCCUCAGCAUGCGCCUCAGUGUUGCCAUGCCGUCCUAUGCUGACUGUAACUCCCCUCCUCCUCCCCCUCCACCCCAGCAGGCUGGGCAUGCAGGACGGAACUCUCCCUGCUACAACGGUUCUGAGAUGGUGGGGAGCGACUAUGGAAGCUGUGAGGAAGUCAUGUUCUAGAAUGUUUUAGAGUGUUCUAGUCUGGAACCCAGUGAAACUAAGUGAGAGUUACAGAUACAAUUCUCCCUAUCAGAGGUCUUUCAGGGAGAGACUGCAACGUUCUAUGAAAGAUUUGAGCCUUGAACAUUCUAUGGGGUGAAUUAAUUAUAUUCUCUAGUCAAUUCUUAGAAUGUCGCCAUAUAAUGUGAUUCAUUGGCAUCUAAGUGGGCUUGACAUUCUGUAGAGUAAAUGAAAGAGUCAUUCACCUUUUCUUCCUCAGGGUUGAACAGUAUUGCAGGAUUUCUAUCUGAAACUAUUACAACAAGGUCUUGCAACAAAGAUGUUCUGUACUAAAUGCUGCGGCAAUAUCAAACACUCACUCAUCUAGACCACUCUCUGAGGGAGAGAGACUGGCUUUGUAUAAAAAAAAAACGAAUUCCCAUAAGAAUGAAUGUCUACAUUUCAUGCAGGAAAUAGCUACAUUUCAUACAAUAAUAGCAACCAUAUAACUAAAAAGAUGUUGCAUAGAGUAAUACAGUUUCAAUGGAUGACCUCACCAUUCAGUACAGUAUGUAUGUAGUCAUAUGGAAUGCGUCUCAAAUGGCACCCUAUU
Messenger RNA from Coregonus sp. 'balchen', 49967 nucleotides. The record is from the annotation of a GenBank genome assembly. NCBI's taxonomy places the organism in Eukaryota, Metazoa, Chordata, Actinopteri, Salmoniformes, Salmonidae.